UCCCAUUCAUCCCUUUCAUCUGGCCUGCGUAUAAAUAGACCAACAAAUCAGAGCUUGAGAUGUCUGUGGUUUCAGAGUGGUGUUGAGAGAUCGUGUGUUUGUGUGUGUAUGUGUGUGUAUCUAUCAGAGGAUGAACCAUACUGGCUGAGCCUCCUAAAGCCUUGCCUGCAGCAAACAGUAUCUUGCUGUUUUUUUUUUCUCCUUUCAGGGCAGACAAAUCGACUCUCAGAGAUCUGACCUGUUCCUUGUCAACCAGGUUGUCCACAGAGAAACACAAACUCUUGCACACUCACACUUCACUUCUCUGGAGACACUAAGAAACUGGAGUCAAACCAAAACAGCUUUAUACUUUGAAUAAAAACCACGACAGAAAGGUGAUUUGAAGGCUGAAUUGAACAACUUUUGUUGUUUUAGAUUUAUUUGCUGAUAAAAAAUAGUUAAAAAAUAGUUAAAACAAAUAAUUACUGUUUCCAAAAGCACACAGUGACAUUCUCAAAUAUUUUAGUGCAUUACUAAGGAUGUCACAAUGCAGUAUUGAUAAUAACAGUCUUUUAAAAGAAUUAAAUACCUAUAUUGUGGCAAAUAAUAUGCAUAAGGCAACUCUAAUUCCACCCCUACCAUUAACCAAAGUAGGAGGAAGUAGUGGUUCAUUACACCCCAUCAUACCGCAGAUUUCAUCAGUUUGAAAGACACGUAAGUUAAUGAAUGUAAGCAGCAGAACCAGAAUCUGCAUCUCUCUAUAUUAUGGUACACUGAGCAGCAGUGACAGACAGGAGUACUAAAAAAAUGUUUCUUGGCUGGUUGAUAGUUGAAAAAUACAAAAAUAAAAGAAUAUCCACGGAUAAACACCUUUAUCCAAAAACAUCAGAAAAUGGCUCUAACUUUUAAACACACUUUAUAUUUAGUCUAUAAUAUAUGGCGUUACUCUUCUUUAGAUAGUUCCUAUACUAGUUUGGCUAGUUUAGGCCCAUUAGCUUGUUUGUCUGUCUUCACAGGAGGUGUCGGCCUGCUUUCAGCAGACUGUAUUAAAAUUCAACCUAACAACCCGGGCCUUGGUUCCACGUGUUCUCCAGUUGUCCUGUUUGGAUCCUGAAUGUCAGAGGAACAAAACAAGGCUCAAGUGAUUCUGGUCCCUUUCUUUGGCACCAUGGUAACCGUGAUGGAGACGGUUCAGCUCGGCUUUGUGUUUCUGCAGAAGGAUGCAGAAAGUAAGGUUGCAACUCUACAGUGAAACAGACUUAGAAGUAUGGUGCCACUCUCCCCUCUGAAUGAUUUUAUGCCUCCAAAAUCAUUACCAGUAUCCUAAUAGAAGAUUUAGCAAAACUGCCUUCAUUUCAACCACAGACUACUAGCUGCAUUGAGAACAAAUGCUUCUGAGAUUAACAAAACAGCAAUUUAAGUCAUUACACAUAUGAUCCAUUGUAAUAAAAACCCUAACAAGAAAUUUACAAUAAUCCUCUUACAAAUGGCUGCAGCCCAUGCCAGGGGAACAAUAAGCUGUUCUCGGCUCAAUCGAGCUGCAUACUAAUAGGAUGAUUAUGAGGCCUAAUUAUCAGAUCGCACUUGUCGAGAAGAAUCUGUGCAGUUUGCCCCAAGGACAAAAUGCAAAACAGAGACAAACUGUUGUUUCUGCUGAAAAGCCAUCAAGGAGUGCCUCCAUGUUUUAUAGUGGUGCCAGUUAGAAGUCAAGAUGACUGCUAUAGAGAGGAGUCAGAGAUCAUAACAAAUGCAUAAUGUACCGUAUACACUUCUAUAUUUGCUCUGCUGCAUUUCAAGCCCACAGUUUGUGGUUCAUUACAAAAGUAUUUAGAGGUUGUCAUUACACCUGCCUCUGGACUAAACAGUCGCUAAUGCUAAGUUUGGACAUUUAUAAUAAUGCCAAUUUACAUGGCCUGCAUCAAUACUUUUCAUGGCUGAUAGGUGGAAAGGUAGGUGUUGAUGGGUGGGUGGGGUUUUGAGAGAAAUUAUUUAACCAGUGCAACUAUGAUGUGUGCAUGUUCAAGAGUCAAACUGUUAUGUUUCUAUCAGGCCACCUACUUUUAUGGCUCUGUGGUCCAGUUUUGACGCUCACAUUCCGGCUAUAGGCACUUUUGGUUGUGUAAAGGGUUGGCAUGGACAUCCUAACAGGCCUGCAGCUAUUCAGCCCCCUAUACAACAAGCUCAGACACACUGUGUGCACUGAAACCUUUGUAACAGGGUCAGCAUGAACUUUUUCCAGCUUUUCUGUUGGAUUAGAUCACACAGUCAAAUCCUUCUGCUUGUCCCUUUUUUUCCGCUUCCAUCACACUUCAAGGGCAAGUUGUUCAAUGGCUGCCUCAUAUAUCUCACCCACCGACAGGUGUCAGUGUAAAGACAGAAUUAAUAUGAUGCACUUCAUGUGUCGAUGGUCAUAAUGUGAUGGCCGAUUGGUGUAAAUGACCCACAGGUCCAUCUGUAAAACUUUUAUAAGCUUCUGUAAAGUGUCACUCGGCUUGUUAGAACUGCAGCCACACAGUUUCACAAGUUUAGACUUCAGAAUUGAACACAGAGUAGACCCUCAGUAUUCAUCAUUGGUUUCUAUUUGUUUUCUGAACAAAAUGUAUCUUACAAAAAGGAAAAAUUUCUUAUGUCACUUUUUUGAAAAUUGCGCAGCCUCAAAUGAUGUAGAUAUGAAGAUAAGUGGAUAAAUGGGUCUCCUUUAUUGAUCACAAAUAUCCUGGCAAAUAUAUAUGACAGAACUAUAAAAUAUACUGACUCUACAAGAUAAAAAUAUUCAAUAGUCAAAUAAAUUAUAUAUAUAACAAUUGUAAAACAUAAAUCAAAUAAGGACAGACUGAUACGUUGAUGUAAAAUGCAGUGUGCAGUGUAACGGAAAAUUGCUGCAAAAACUAAUGAAUUAAUACAUAAACUGACACGGAGGUAAUACAGCAUUAUUAAAGGUUUUGAUUAUUGUAUUCAUUAGGCAGAUGUUUACUAGGAUGUGAAAUUUGAAUAUUUCUUCAGGCCAGCAUGUUGCAAGUAUAGUUUGGAGAAAUUGAAAAAAAAAAAGACUAUAACAAGAAUCAAAGUUAGAGACAUCGUAUGAGUAAUACGAAAGUUGUGUGCGUGUGUGUGUGUGUGUGUGUGUGUGCACGUUUGUAUUCCUUUGUGAGUUAAAGUCUCUGUGGAGUAUUUAGUGUGAAAUCCAUGUAAUUGUUACAAAUAAAACUGCACUUACACAGCUCUCAUUUACCUCCUACUUUAAUACUUGAACUAUUUACCUGUUUUAGGCUUUUGUGGGUGAUAUAUACUGAUUCAUGAGCAUCAGGAGGGAGAUUCACCACUUUUCCAAUCUAACACACUGUUAAUAAUUCAGGAUUUAAUAUAAAAAUCAGACAGGCUGUCCUAGAGGAAACAACAGCUGUGAAUUAUUGAUAUCUGUCUCACUUCUUUUGUCUCAGAAAUAGAAGAAGCUGAUAUAGAAAAAAAUGUAUCUGGACCAAUAUUCUUCUGCCCUCUGAACUCAAAUGUAUUAAACCUAAAUCAUGACUCUUAUUGCUGCCAUCACAGGAGAGAAAUAUGGAUGUGCUUUGAAUCCAAAUUUAUUUAAUAAGCAACUGAAAGAGCUUUGUGUUACUCUAUUUUACUCUGCCUCCAGAUCUCCUUCAUUUCUCACACAUUUUUUGUCAGCCAUAGUAACGCCUGAAACAGGAGGCUCCCUGAGGCUUUCGCUUCUUUUCCUCCAAUUACCACCAAUGUCACCUCUCUUUUUCUCAUUCAUAGUUGCUCUCUCUCAUUUUUUCUGAGUGUCUCUCUGUCUGUCUGCUCACUUCUUUGUCUUUCUCAGCCUGUGUUGCUACAAUUUUUCUUAGGGGCCAAACGGUAGAGGAUGAAAUAUAUAAAGAGCACAGCAAACACAAAUAUAUGCCAUCCCUGGAACCCACCCUCCAAGCACAGAUACACACAAACACACACUCUGAAUACACUGAAAAUGACCCUUAUGGUGCCAGGCUCAAUUUGAAGUCAAACUCAGCAGCAAGAGAUUUUUCUUCCAUCAGAUAUCAGCUUGGAAAUAAAUUCCCAUGCUGCAAGAUGAAGCGCUGAUGCCUGUGAUUAUGUUGACAAUCAGCUGAAAGUCAAUAUGGCAAUAUAGGAGACAGCUCUAUAUUAGCGUCAUGUGAUUGGUACAUUGUACCAGCGUUUCAAGGCCUCUGAGCCAAUCUCAGCAAAGAUCGGACCAUUUCUCCAGAGAGAGACAAUGCAGCAAACUGGUCCAGUGAAGGACGCUGCGUCUUCUGCAAUGACCUUCACACUAUCCAACACAUACAGUACAAAGACGCCAAUGAAACGACAAAAACGACAACCAAAGGUUGCUAAUGUCCAUACAGAUAAAAUUAAAGCAGUAUAAAACACUAAACCUAAAGCCUUUAACUGCAUUACAAUGAAAUUUGUGUACAGAACAAGCAAAUGUUUUUUUAAUAUCCAUUUGUUUAUAGAAAAAAUACAUAUACAAAGCCAAGUGUGUAUACCAUGUAAUAUCAUCAGUGACUGUACUCUUAUUAUGGUGCCAAAAGAAAAAAACACCAGAAAUAAAUCAGCAUAUGGCCCUGUUGUCAUCACCUAUAGCUCACACUCACACCCACACCCCCUGUUGAAUACAACUCUGUAUGUGCUUGUGUGUCUGUUUGAGAGAAUCUCUGCAUGCAUGAAUAUGUGUAUGUGUGUGUGAGCUUCUGUCUAGAGUGAGAUAUACACCAGAGUAGCAGAGAGAAGAUAAAAUCAUCAAAACACACACAGCACAGACAAGGUCGCAUGUCCCUAUUCUUCUCUCUAUCCAUCCAUCAUCACCUGUCUGCUCUGCAUUCUUCCCUCUGUAACUCAAUCUGCUGAUCCUCAGUCUUGAAACAUACAUGGACGACACAUGGGCGCACAUGACAUCAAAAUCUUAAGAUCCACUUAGCAUUUAUUAUUCCAGCAGAGCAAUUCAGUCAGUGAAUAAAUCCAUUGAAAUUCAUCAGCUAAAUCAAGCCCGUGUGAAUCCUCACUAGAUAAAUGCCACACAGUCAGCUCUGACUGAUCCGUUUCAUAGCAGAGCUGUGCUGAUCUAUUUGGCACGCAUCCAGAUCUGUUGAUGGGGCUUCCCAUUGCCAAUUAAUAACAAUAACUUGCCUCAUAACAGAGGUCAGAUCAUACAUUGGAAGCCAUGCUAAUGCUAAACAAAUACACCAAAGCCCUGAGGCCUGGACAGCUGAUUUCUGAUCAACGCAGACAGUUCUCAUUACAUUCACAUGCCUCCCAUGCUUCAGAUAGUUUAGCUCGGAUUUGUAUAUGAUCCCCAGCUGUACACAUGGCAAACAGCCAGAUAAUGUUAUCCAUAUCUUAUUUUCUUAGCAUUAGCAAGAUUCAAGUCUCUUUGUAGUGAAAGGUUUAUAGAUAGAGAAAAUUAUUUUGUAGUUGUCUUGAGAAGCGGCUCGAGGUUUCUGUCCGUCUUUGAAGAUGAUCACAGCCUGUUCCUGUCACCCUUAGUUUGGCAACAUGUUCAGAAGUUAUGAAGAUCAGGAGAUCAUCGCCAAGGCCGGGACAGAUGUGCACACAUAUUUAGUCACACAUGCAGGGAAAGAAUUAAUACAGUGUUGACUCCAGGACUUCUGAGCCUAUAAAGCACUCACAACUACAUUUGAGAACUGAGAGCCAGGACCAAAGAGGGGUUGCAGUGUAUUAAGCCUCACUGAACAGGCAAUGCUGACUGUGUACCUUUAUAAUGAAAAUACAUGUGGAGACAUACAUAGACCAUAGAUAGGGUUAUACCUUCUGAAAACAACAUCGGUUUAAUGCAAGUAGCCAUGAUCAUUGACCUUCAUUGCUUGUUGUAUGACUUAUUUAGUUGCCUCGUAUACAGCUGUCCCAUAUCUCAUAUUUGUGUAAUGUAUAAUCAGGCUCUACAGUUCACUGUCUAGCAGCCUAAGAUAUUUCAGCUUAAAAAAAAAAAUUGUCUGCUUUUGUUUGUGAUGGUGACUGUUAAUUCAGCUAGCAACAACACUCAUUUCCAAUAUGUUUGGGAACUUGACACCAAUAGUCAGGACUGUCUCAUUAGUAGUCAGAAGAAGAAGCAUGCCACUUCUAGGCUACCUUACAUACCUUCCCUACAGCUGGCAUGUAGCUGCUAUCUAGCUAACUAGAUGUAAAUUCUUUUUUUUCCUUACUUGAAAUGUGAUUGUUGUUGUUGUUGAGUACUUUUUGUGUGUAUUUUGUUAGCACACUUAAUUAUAUUGUACCUUCUUGUAGCUGCAUUUUAAUUCUUUACUUAGGGGAACAGAUUAGGUUUUUAUGUGAUAUCUUUUGAAGAAUUGUCGAUAGCACUUUGGGGCUCUCUAUCAGUGCCAUAAAUCUCUAGCACCUGCUACAAGUGCUCUAGCCCUCAUAGCUUUCCUAAUAACUAUUCGAUAGCCCUGCUGCUAGCUCACGGGGUCGUAGACUGACCUUGACUCCUCUGAGCACUACUUACAGUCCCAACAAAACCUUCCACUCAUUAUCCCAUGUCCUGUACACACCCGAGCCCUGUGCUCUCUUCACUCUUAAAUCUCAAAUCCCUUCCCCUGAUUUUCCUAACACUACAUUUGCACCACUGGAAAUCUCAUCCGUCCACACUUCUGUAAAAUGUACCAAAUUUCUAAAAAUACCCUCUCUGCAUGAAACACAUCCUAACCUGAACUCCUCACCCUUUCCCAACGUCACAACAGAUUCCUCUCUCUCCCUCUCCUCCCCUUUCUCCUCUCCUUCAUUCAGGCGAGAUCUAAUUCACCAAUGAAUAAUGGAUGGAUGGAUGGACGGAUAGGAGACUUUCAUCUAUCAAGGUUCUCUUUCUCUCUUUCUGUCUUUCUUUUGCAGGAUGGCCGUAGUGCUAAUGCAGGGCAACAUGCAUUGGAGAUGAGCCCAGGGACCUCCCACUCAGUCUGUUUGUCUGUCUGUCUGCUGCCUGAAGGAUCACUCUAUCUCUCUUUCUGAGUCUGUCUUCUUCUUACAGACUGGACAUUUAUGACAAUUACAUAUAACCAGUUUAUCAUUAUUUUACAACAUACUUCCUUUUCUGUAUUCUAUCACAAUACCAACAUCAAUGUCAAAGAAAGAGUAGUGGCUAUCUUUAUCAUUCUAGUUUUCAUCUAUGUCCCUAUCACCUUUUUUCAUCGAUCAUUAUCCUUCAUUCAAUUAGUGCCUGACCUUGGGAUAGAGAUCCCAGGUCUGUAUUGACCCUGACCCCCCCUGCUUCUCCCCCUACUUAUACUGUUAGAAGUCUCGAGAAAGGACCAAUCUCACAAUCCACCUCCUUCAUUAAUGCUUUGAGGGAUCAGGACUGCCUUAAAUCCACGCUGGAAGCUUAACGCGCUCAGGUGCCAAGAGAAAUAUUCUUUGGAUUUGUUAUAGAUGCCGAGGCUCAAGAAUUUCCCUUUUUAAUGGCUAUUAGUUGCACUAUACUUUGGAAUAAAAAUCCCCACUGUAUAAAAAAAAGCCUUAGUCGUCUUUAUUUGCAUUUUUAUUAGCAAUGAAUAAAAUUUUGAAUACAUUUUUUUCUGCUCAAAUUCUCAAAAGGUCUCCCUCAGUCUGUGCCAAUAAAAUCCUACUCUCUCAGUCCUCUUUCAAUCAUGCUCUAUUGGAUCAGGUGUGACUUGGCUUUUUCUUUUAAUCCAAUUUCAACAUGGCACCAUAAUUAAGGACAAAAAGAGGAACCAACCCCCACUAAAAAACAACAAUUAGCGCUUGGAACCAGUCAUGAGCAGCAGCUUGUCAAAGAGCCCAUCAAUAAUGCAGGCUGGUGGGAGACCUCAGCUGACACACUGCCGUCCUGUUGAACCCUCCCUGCCUGUCUACCUGUCUGUCUGCUGUCCAUCUGUCUCCCUGAUAUCCACCAUCUUUCUCACCUCCCGAGCGCCUGCCUGACCUCUUGCCAUCCUGCCAGCAUAUGUCUGUCUCUCCAACCACACACACACACAGGUGUAUUUAUUUCUAUAACCCCACUGCCCAGGUGUCUGUUGUGUGUGUAUCCUUGAGCAGCUGAGCCCGGGAGACUUGCUGAACAUGUAUGUAUUCAUUUAUUUAUUUACUAUUCCGAGAUGCAUAAAAAGGUAUUCAUAAUUCAUAAAGUACUCUUGUGCGUUGAGUCAUUGAAAAUGUUAUCUUGGCCUUAUUUGUGGUGCUGUUGUGUUAUGGAGACUUUUUCAUGAAAGUACCAGAAAAUUUUUAUGGCUUGCUGCUGUUAAGUUGUGCAAUAAAUUUGUGCUCCAGUUUUCUUUUUUGAUCUUGAUUAAUCUAGCAUUCAUAGGAAGCAAUUUCCAAGAAUCUCACCAUGUGUUGAGUGGCUUGUAAUCAAGCCAGCAAAUGUAUUAGUCCUGCCAUGGAAAUGAAUAACUUUGCUGAAUUAGUGUUUGCUAACCCUUCUCUCUUCUCAGCAGCUCCAACAGCUAAUCAAAAUAAGGCCAACUAUGGCUCCAGAAACCCAGGCAGGUGAUACUGACAACUGUGCACUUUAAAGACCCACUCCGAUGAAAAUCAUGUUUUCUUGUUUUCUAUAUGUUCAAAGGCAUUUUCCUGAUGCUACAGGACAUAUCAUGAGAAAACUAAAUGUGAAAUUGCUUUUCUUAGUAUUUCUUCAUUAAAAUCACAGUGAAUCUCUGGCAGACCCAAACGGCAGGUUCAGACACAGUGAGAUUUCUUAUGUCACAAUUCCAAGCUCCGCCUCUGGAGCCCCGCUAUGCAGGCCACACUCUGCAUAUAGAGGACAAAUACAGAGGACGCGGAACAAGCCUAUGCGUUAGCAGAUUGUAAUGCUCAUGAGAAAGCUAAUUAUGAUAUUAGCUUUUAUCAUGUCCCUUAAGACAUUAGUGUCUGAGAGCUGAAUAACUCCUAUGUUACCUGCCACUUCUACUAUACCUGCAUUGUUAGGCUGUAAGCUAACGUGAAGUCGAGUGUGCAGAGCAGCGUUGUCUCUGCCCACGACUCAGAGGUGAAUUGCUAAUGAUUUACUGGAACUCUGCAGAAGAAAAGUCCUUGAAAAUGACACAGGCUUGGUGAAAUGGUGCUAUUCUUGGUGAAAACUUUAAAAACCCAAUGAAAGACCAAUGAGAACACUUUAAGUAGUAAAAAAAUACGAUUGGAGUGGGACUUUAAAUGCAUUACAGUCACUGCUGUGUUGAAAAGCUGCAACAUAAAUGACCCUAAAAUGAAGGAUUCUUAUAAAAGAAACAUAUUGAUGCAGUGGUUUGAACCAAGGGAAAGGUAAAUAUCACUCUUGAGAAUUUAAAAUGGAACAGAAAAAUGGAUGCAGCUCUUCUUUUGCAAGACUGCUUAAAAAUGACAGAAAUCAGGAUGCUUUUCUUCACAGGGGGGCAAGUGCAGACUCAGAGGGGAACAAAACAGUAAUAACAGCUGCUGUUCCACCAUACACGCCAGCGGAAUAACAAUCAGCGCCGGAUCAUACAGGCUUCGACUAACCUCUCAUCAUGUUCGUCAACAACAGCAGACAAAAUGGCUGGUGAGCAACCAUCAUGACCAAUAGAAAAUAACAGUAUAGGUGAUGGCCGAAAGGUGUUUUUGAGGUAAUUUGGGGCAGUGAUUCAUGCUGCCAUUUUCACUCUGUAGUUCAGGUAUGAUGGUUCGCACACAGACACAAAAGUAUUCAGCAGACAGCUGUAAGAGGGCCACUGGGAGAACAGGAAAAGAUGCAACAGUUUCCAGAUUCAAUGUUCUGUGAAAAGCCAUAAAGAGCCACGUGAAUGAGAAAAAAAUGUUCAAGAAGGUGCGGGAACAAUAGCAGACAUGGUGUAGAGUUGAGGUGGUGCCUGAGAUUGGAAAUUUAACUACUGGAUAAUUUUGGUGGUUUUUGUGUCUACUUCACACUACCAGAAGACUUGAUGUUUCUGCUGUAAUAGCAGGACAGUAUCCAGAGAGAAUUUCAUUUUCAUGUCUAGCUCAAGACUAGUCAGGUCCUAAACACGACACCAUGUCUGUCAGUAAGUCCCCCCCUUUUUUUUUCCUACAAAGGCUGAAACACAAUAAAAGUCCUCUUGUGACUUUUAACAUACAAAGAAUGUCUCUUUGUUGUAUUUUAUUCAGUAAAGUUGUGUGUAGGCUGUGUUCGGUCAACAAGGUAUUCAACCACCCAACCAGAGCAAUGUGAAGAAGGAGAAAGUAGCAGAGAAAUAGACAAAUACACGGACAGACAGACAAACAGAGACUUACACACAGCGACUAAAGAACAAGAGACAGCACAGACUUGAAGCAGCCACAGCAGAGUAAAAUGGUGGAGAUAUCUCAUGUUAGUAACAGCCACAUAUGUUCAAUUUGCAAGGCCCUGUAACAAUCUCUGCACAUGAAUAUCUUUUACUGACAUCAUUUGGAUCACAGAUGGUGCCCACCAAGAUUAAUAUGGAGUUCCACAUGGCUCAGUGCUUGGACCAAUUCUUUUCACCUUUCAUUUGGGCUUUCUCUAUGGAAUAUCACAAAUAAAAUCUUGAUAUAUUUUCAUGGAUAUGCUGAUGAUAUUUAAUUUUAUCUAUCACCAACUUGAAGCCUGCAUUUACAAAAUAAAGACCUGGAUGACCUGUAAUUUUUUGCCGCUUGAUUCUGACAACUGAAGAUACAGUUCUGGUCCCCAAACACAUCAGGGAGAUAUAUUUUCUAGUAAUAUAAAUGCAGAAGAUGGCAUUAGUCUGGCAUCAGGCACCACUGUUAAGAAUCUAGGAGGUUUUUUUGAUCAGGAUAUAUACCCUUUAACAAAGAAGAAAACCUAGCCAGAACAUGAGUUCCCUCUAAAUUUGGAUUACUGUCAUUUCUGUCUAUUAGGCUGUCCUAACAAGUCUUUAAAGACCUUAGCUGGUCCAAAACACUGAAGAUUGAGUGCUGACCCAAAUCAAGAGCGGAGAGCUUAUCUCUACUGUAUUCGUUUCUUUAGGAAAGAAUUUAAAACCCGUCAUCUGACUUACAGAGCUCUUCAUAGUUGGGCUUGUAAUUCCCUAUUACCAUACCAGAACAAGUGUGUAGGCAUGCUUGUCGUCUGUAGUCUGGGUGGCAGAGUCUUCUUAGUUAGGCAGACAUCCCCUCAACUUUUAAAAGUGCUUUAAAAUCUUCCUUUUCUGGUAAAGUUAGAGCUUUUCAGGUUUAGUCCUGCUUAUGCUGCUAUAGGAGCGGUUCUAUUCCUACAAGAUGGGACUUCAUCUUGUCCUAUCUUGAUGAUGUGUCUUUACAUAAUUAAGGGUAUGGUCUGAUCAGCUCACUUUGUCAAGCGUCUUAAGGUACAUUUUUUUCAUUUUUUCAAGAUUGACUGACCAUUAAUGGAAUUUGAUAAAGAAGAGAUUUAUAGGUCAAUUUCAUGUUGUAUCUUCGUAAGAAAUGGUACAGGAGUUCUCCACCAUACCAAGAAGCACUGCAAGCUUCCUAUUUUCACACCACUGCUUUUGUACACUUAUCGAUUUGGCUGCAGAAAACAUGGAAAGCCCUGAAGGGUUGAGGCAACUGCCAGCCGAGCCACAAGGCUGUGGUAAAAAUAAGGUGGGAAUUUGGUGAAGACAGACCUUUACUAGAGGAGACAGAAAUGAUUAUGUUGGAUUAUACAUCAUCCAAUCAUAGUUAUUUUCUUCUUUGUCUGUUUCACUCAUCUCCAACACGGAGACCCUGUGACUCAGAAGGAAAUCCAUCCUCUGGUCUCCUGAGCUGAAAGUCGAUAAGAUAGCGACCCACCCCCUCCUUGGACAACAUGCCUGUGUUAGCGUUCGUAUGUGUAUGUGUGUGUAAGCCCCACCCAUAGUCCCAGUGUGAAUCAACCAGUGCCAUCACUGCCAUUUUCCCACAGCUCCCACUCACUCUAGCCCAGCACAGAUACCAUCACAGUGAUAGACAUUCAUUACACAGCAGCAGAAUGAAUGGCACAGUGAAUAAAGAAAUGAAUGAAUGAGGAAGAGUGAAUGAAUGACUGGUAUGAAACUUCUUCCCCAUGCAGAAAAAAUCCCAAUAUACAUCAAACAAAAGGUAUGUAUAGCAUACAGCAUUACAACAUUGCCGUAGAUAGCAUUACAUUCACUCACACACACCCCGCUACAGCUAUGAGUUUAUUAUCCAGACCAUUGUUCUCAUAUCUCUGCUAUGAUCUCUGAACUAAUUGAAUUAGAUGGUGUUAUAGCUCAUUGUAAUGAUUGGAACAGAGGGAGCUCGAGAUUCAGCCAGCUGUUCUCUCUCUUGUCGUCCAGUGGCUCAUCUCUGUACAGGGACAGGUGUGUCUUAAUUACAGCUCCACAAGCCCAGAAAGAGAGGCGUGGAGGAUGAGGACAAAGGAUUUUAAUGAGGGGUGAGGGGUUAUGUGUGGAGGCAGAACCAUCUUUAUUUGAGUAUGUCUGUGUUAAUCCCUUCUAUCAAUCAGUCCAUUACCCCUAUCUUUGAACUAAAAGGAUUAAUUAAUCUAAAAAUGGAGGUGAUGAUUUUCAGCGGAGCGUUCCCACAGAGGUUCCUGUGAUUCCCUAUUACACUAUUUCUGAUGCUGUCAGCCAUGUAGUAACAGUCUACACAUGUAAAAGGCCCUGACAGAGGCUUUGAAGUGCUGCCUGUUCAGUUGAGUCUCUCUCCCUCACAGCUCUAUCAGGUGUAGCGGGGUGUCCAGUGAGCGAGCAGAGUGAUUAUAACCCGGUAAACUGUCUCCCUUAGGCAAGGGGAGCGUCCUCUGAAUACCAAAAAAGCUGCUUUUUCCUAAUGAGUGAGGCAGAAGACUCAGAGAGAGGGAGAGAAACUGAGACAGGAAGAAGUAGGCUCAUAAUCAAUCGAUCAGUUUAGAAUAAAUUAAAUGUAGUGAUCGAGAUUUUAAAUUACACUUAAAAAAAAAUCACUAUUUUAAUCAAAAAGUAAUUAUUAAAAUGAUGGUCAUUUGUUUCUUGCACCAAAGUGGUUUCUUUAUUUAGCGGAUUGAGGAUUAGUAUUUGUGAAAAAAUAGUCUGUUUUUUUUUUUAGCCUAAUAAUUUUGAGGAUUGGAUUAAUUUCAGCUUCUUCAUUCGACAGGUAAAUGAACUAGUGUAGGAGAUAAUACAAGACACAUGAGGCCAUCACUUUGAGUUCUACAAAAAUUGGACUUGAAUCACUUGAGAAACACUAAGUGCUGAUUUCAGCUCCAGUGGUUUUCCAUGGAUAUUUUGAUUGCAUAGAUUAAUUCAUAGUUGGUGUAUAACACAUGGAAAUGGAAAAUGAAAUUUCAUGUAUCAAUAACGAAGCCAAUGGGUAAAAGACAAAGAAAAUUUGAUAAAGGUUUCAAAUAAGCUCCUGUGUGAUUGGUAGCAAAACCCCAAAGACCAUCUGCCUCAAACCAGGCACCUUUAUAAGUUUAGAUCAUUUUUCCAAUAUCAGUCUGGCCCAGUUCAAAUGUGAUCAGAUUUUACAGAUUGGAUCUUGUGGCUGAUAAAAAAAAAACAGUGCUGCAGUGAGCUUGUUUUUUUUAACACCUACUAAUCUGGUUUCUCUUAUGAAAAGUCAACAAAAUCUCAGCCACAGGAGAGAGAGGUGCGCAUGGCUCGAUCGCACUGUUUGUCUGCUGCUGUUUUCAUCAUCAUGAUUUCAAAGUCUUUCUGACUUUCCACUAAAGAUACAGGAAGAAAAGACAUCCUUCUGAAAACUCUUCAGCUGAUCUUUCCUUUUGGCUCCUCAAGUGUUAUUGUUUACACCCUGUACCGUGUUAAAGGGUGUGGAGGCACACAAAUCAAUUCGAUUCAGAGGGGGACGUUAAAAUGUCACAACAGGACAAGAUGAUUGACACAGUAUGAAUUUAUACUGAUUGAUCUAUCCUCCCCCUGUGAGUAAGACAGCCUCACCUAUCUUGCGACAAGCUGACAGAAGCAAAGCAGUGACCUAUGAGUACAGCUCAGACCUGCGACAGGAAGUGAUUUAUCAUCCGUGCUGGACUGUGAGCGCUGCUAACAGCCUCUGGAGACGGUUUUCAUAAAGAGAGACACAGCCCAUUUGUUAUCGCUAUACAAGACCUGUGUGAUAAAGAACUACAAAAACCCCUCUUACUGGCACAGUCAGCUUUCAAACAUUUAACUUAUUUCUACAUGAGAAACUCUGGGAGUCUCUUUUCACACCAACUGCAGCCAAAAAUAAGUCUACCAAUGAAACCGAAACUGAUUUCUGUGCCUGAAGCUGACUCAUACACACUGAGCUCUGUCAUCCAGACUCUCUGAGACUCUGUGGUACUUCUCUGGCUCUCAUUUACGGGAUCACGUUAUACUCCAACACACACCAAGACUACUUAGCUGAAACUGAGCUCUGGCAGUUGUAGACACUCGCAUUUGGGCAUGGGGUCACACACUUGUCCAAUCACAAAUACAAAUAUACAGACAUAUUUAGGGUCACUUUUGAUCAGUAUUUCAGCAUAAAUUUCGUUUUCAACAGACCACAGCCUCAUAAACACUUUAUAAACUAAAAGUCUGCAGCUGAGUGAAGUUGUUUACCUCCUCAAACAGGAAUCUAAAAUAAAAACAAAUGGUUUGCAUUCUUUCCCUCUGCAUGAAUCACUUGCUGUCUAAUGUCAAAGAUUAAUUUUAGCAGGUGGCCUUCCUUAUCUUUGCUGUCGAGCAGCAACAUUUGAUACUGCUGGUCGUUGGACUCCAGCACCGCUCUGCCACACGGGUUUAUCAAACACUGUUGUUUUCAGAGUUAACCUCACUAGGAGAGAGAAAGAGCUUCUCUUUAAACCACAACAAAUCCACAACUUUACAACUUAUGCACAUCUUUAAACUUUUUUAUUCACUUUGGAGCUUCACUGACUUCUGCUGGCCAAUAUUAUGAUAAGGUAGAGGGUAAUGAUUUAGUAAUCAGGCCUAGUCUGGUUAAGCCAUAGUCUAUGCAGUAAGUGGUAGCAUGAGAGCACUGAUUUCCACCUAUUUUUAGCAGAUGAAGAGCUGUUAUUCUGGGGAUGCCCAAACAGGCCCUGAGCAGAGAGCACUGAGUACAGAAGUGCGUGUCUGUGAAGAUGUGUCUGUGUGUGAGAGUUUGUUUAUCCGAACAGGGAGUCUCCUUACCUUCUAUGGAUGGGGCUUGGUCCUGGGCUGCAUAGAGCGUUUCCUUAAACGCCUGUGGAGAAAAUGAGACAAAAAAAUUAAUUAUCAUGUGCACAAAUUGGGAAUUUAAGUACAAACAUUAGUACGAGUAACAAGUGUUUACAGUAAAUCAUGAAGCAUCACACAACUGUCAGGUCCAUCUGCUUUCAUAGAAGCAAUGAAACCAUCUGAAGCCAUUUGAGAGCCAUAAACUAAACUCUCAUUCUCCAUAUGGGAGGAUGACAGCAACCGCAACACAGCUGUUAACAUAAUCAACCACGCGCAAACCCUGGUGUUUUAAUGAUCUCAUUUACUCAAAUUAGAGAUGCACCAAUCCAUUCCGAUCCGAUACUGAUACCUGGACUGAGCUUAUCGGAUGAUGUCCAAUACUGAUCCAGUACUACCGUUGAAUGAAUACCUCUUGCCCUGUGAGUGAAGGCUUCAGGCUUGACAUUAGCCUUGUUUAAAAAAAAAAAGAGGUAACAUAAUAAAACAGAUUUACUUUAUAUUAGUUAUUAACAGAUAACAAAUUGCACAUUAGCACACAGCAAAAAGAAGUAAGACUUCCAUGUAAACAUUUAAUGCAAAAAAAUUGACAGACGUAGAAUAAAGAGCGAACAGAAUCGCUGUGUUGCUGUGUAAGAAAAAAGAAAAAACACUGGAUCAGAACGCUGGAUCGGAGUCAUUCAUCAGAUAUCCGAUCCAGCUAAUUUGUCAAUAUCAGAGCUGAUAUCCGAUCAGUGCAUCCCUAACUCAAACUAACACUAGUUGCGAAGAUGUGUCUAUAACAGUUUAAAAAACUUACAACAUAGAUCCACAUGAACUUAUCUUAGUCCAGUUGCCUGAUUUAUCUCUGUUCAUGAUAGAAGAUGACCACAAACCAGUAUGUGUCUCUUUCAGAAUCUUUCUCGUUCUUUCAUGAGACAUUUUGUGCUUUCCAAUCUAAAUGAAUAUUCUUCUUUGAUAAUUCUUAAGUCUGAUAGACCGCAGUUUUUCAUUAAAAGACCUGUGUAAUUCAAACUGUAUGCUGAGUAGAGGAAAGAUAGAGAGAUAGAAAGAUGGACUGAUGGACAAAAGGCGCAGAGAGAAUGAGAGCGAUAGUUGCAGUGGAUGAAUGAGGUUGUUUCUCUGCACAAGACAAUAAGAUUGAUCUUGAAGAUAAUGGAAACUGACAGAUAAUUGCAUGCCAGCUCAUCUGACAUAUCAGUGGCAAUCAGAGGAAAGACAGAGACUGAGUCCCCUUUGCUUGAUAAAGAUUAAGAAAUACAAGCUGCACUGGGUAAAUAGAAAAUAGGUCUGGGGCUUCAUUGUGCACUAUGUACCAAGUCAUGUCUUAACAUUUAGCGUAAAAUCUGCACCAUUUAAUAAAGUACACCGUCAGCUCAUAUUGUCAGUAAAUAAAAUCUGUCAUCCAGAUCUGGCCACCUGCAUGUUUCCUGACUCACCACUGAUCAAAUCAGAGUGCUCUCACUGUCCAGGUUUCGAUGUAACCCUCUGCUUUUGUAACAUCACAGUUAAAGGCCAGUGUGAGUAGUCCUGUGUGUGGGUGGAAACCACUCAGAAACUGCUGUACAUUAGCAGCAGCGACCUGCUCUCUUGCUGCUUAGCUCCCUCUGUGAGUUACAUGCACCGAAAAGGUCAACAUUUCAUUUGUGUGUAGCAUCAUCUCUGCCAUAUCUAUGAGAGCUCAUACAAACUCUACACACACAUUCUUAGUGCAUGUUCCAGUCCUAGAAGGCCUCUUUGAGCUAAAAGCCCCCCCUCCCUUGCCUAAUAGGUGGGAAAUAGAUGUUCAGAUUCAGGCAUGGAGGCAUCGCCAUGGUGAUGGUGGAGGGGGGUUGGGUUGGCUCUUUAGGGAAUCAAGAUAAACCUCGGGCUCGGCAGUAAUCAGUGCUGAAACCUGUAGACAAUAACUAAGCCAAGCCUAAUGGGGCCAUCAGUUCGAAUGACCAUGCAUUAGUGUGAUGAUGAUACAUACACACUAAAGCAAACAUGAGUGUAACACAAGUGUGCGACUGACAGUGCAGCGUGUGUAGUCGCCUGGAUCCUUUAAUAGGUGGGACACAUUGAGUGGACACAAACCAAAACAUUUGAGUAAAUCUUUCCUCUAGGAUGCUUCAGAUCAUCCUUCCUGUGCUUGAGGAGAUCACACGGUGUGCAUGCAGCGCUAGGCUGAAGGAGAUAUCGGCAUCAAAAAGAGCUCCUAAUGGAUCACUCCAAUCCGUGUCUGAGUGGAUUCCUGCUAGUAGACGGAGAAUUGAAGAGGAUGGAGAGAGAGGAUGCAGGGAGGGGAAAAGGGGAGUGGAGGGCAGGUCUCGUUGGGGACCAGAUGUCCUCCCAGUGGGGGAGGAACACUGAGGUGAGAAUGGAAAGGAGGAGGGAGGGGCAGAGGAGGGGCCCUCUCAGCAGUUACCAUGCAGUGCCUGUUGUUCAUACAUAAUGUUGAUAAUGUUAAACAUGCUAAUAAAUCACAACUUCAUAGCACAAAUCACACAUAAAGUGAGUACAUUUUAUGACCUUUUUUCAUUGUUUCUAUCACAAUAGAAACUUAAAGAGCUGGUGUAGACAUACUGACAUGGUGUAUAACUUGUUGGAACAAGCUGGGAUGACUCCCUGAAAUCACACAGGCAUCUGUUAUUCCUCACAUAAUAUCACUCUGCUUGUUUGAAUUGUAAAUGUGAGUGUCUACAUGCACUCUCCUCCUCCUCCUCCUCCUCAUCUAAGCUCACACAAGUGAUUAGACUGCAGAGGUAAAUGCAUAAGUGGCGUUGUUCUCCUGCCCACGCACCUGAAUCUACAUCUCUCGCUCUUUCUGUGUACCUCUAUUAUGUUCACUGUGCAUUAUGUAUUCAGGAUACAUCUGGAUUCAGCAGUUUCAAAGCCUUAUUAUCUACACUCACCUCACAUGAAAAGGAACAAGUUUGCUUUGCAGAGAAAAAAAUUCAGGCUUUCAAAAAAAACAAAAAACUUUUAUCACUCAAGAGUUUACGCAAUUAUUUCUGCACACAGCCUCUAUGCAUUUAAUGUCAGAUUCCCUCCCCAGCUAUUGACCUGCAACCUCUGUCCUUUAGCAUAUCACCUCUGGACAUGCACACCUCCAUAGCAAACAGCUGUUUAGCAUACAGGUUCAUAACCAUGAUUCCACAGGAUGAGGCACACGCCUAAUUAGUCCAUCAUUCAAUGGCCUUGUCGAUUCUUUCAUGGCUGAAUGAAGUGCCUCGGUACCGCAAGUGUGUCUUUGCUGGAUUGGCCACCAUGCCGCAUUCCUCUCAUUUGCAUAGAAACAGGCUGACCAAUCUAAAUAGACAGCACACAGUUUGCCACACAAAAGGAGGACAAUGAAAAGCGGGCAGUAGGUUAAUUAAUCCAACUGGCACACAAAAGCAAGACUAUCACUUUAAAAAUACUGUCGAUUAGGACGUGGGCAGCUGUAACAUGGCUCGUGUUCAAAUGUCAUUUUUCUGCAUUCUGCAAAAGACAUGUUAAUAGAAGGUUUGACAGAGGGGCUAUUUAUAACAGAGCUGCAUAAUCUUGUUUUCAGUGGCCCCUGCCACACCUAUUUGUAUGGUAAAUGACUGACACUGCCUAUGCAGCAGCACAGCAGCAUAUCAAGUCUAUGCAUUUUUCAGAACCAUAUUAAAAUUGAUUGCAUUCAAGUCUAGCUUAUUUCAGUGACCCACUUCUCUUACAUCAACUCACUUCAUUGCAUAACUUUUCUGCCCAUGCUUCCUGAUUCCAGAGAACAUAAGAGUGUUGAAACUAAUUUUCAUCAUCAUCAGCAGCUAAGAGCCCCACUCCCUGUUCCACCCACUCAGAAGGUGAUGAUGUUUACAGGGGUCCACUAAAACUGAGGGCAGCUAUAGUAACCCAAAAACCCACAUAUCCAUCACUGCUGCAAACACUAUAUAUAAUUCAGAUUUGAGACAGAAUACAAACCGUAUUCUUAAGGUCUGACCUUGUUGUUCUGCAUUAUUCAAGAAUUCAAGAACAGCUACACAUGCAGAGACAUGUCUCAGAGAUGGCUCGAUUUUCGGGAAGAUUGAAAAAAUCCUUGAUCCAAUGUGAAUUGUGUAUUUAUGGUGGGUCAGUUGUCUAACAGGAUUUCCUCUUUUCUUCUCGAUUGAACUCUAAAAAUAUUGAAGUGUUCAGUAAAGAUUGAAAAAGCCAAACAGAAAUUCAACACCGGUAUACUUUUCCAUUAAAAAAUGUGGUUUCUUUUGAAAACUUUGCAAGAUCUGCUCAUAUGUAAACAAAAUUGCAGUAAUACCUUAAGAGCUUAUCUUUUUACUUAAAUCGAAUUAUUUAAUGUUGCUAUCAUAAAUGUGUUGUCAAAAUAGUGUAAUCUUUAAAAUCAAAUUUCAAUUCAGGGUUAUUUUACUCAAAAUAAGUGAAGACCUUCAUUAAACGCAAAUGACGGAGAAAAUCUAUCAUCAUCCAUCUCAGGUCAGUGAGUGCGGCACUGAAAACUGGAGGUGUAAAAUGGCUGGUAUGUCUGUGCAUCUGUCCCUGUGCUGACUGUGUGUCAGUCUGUGCAUACAAAGACCCCACACAAGCUGGGCAUUAAUAAAUCUACACAACUGUUGUCCUUUUAUUAACUUUAUCUACCACAUUUCUGAGGUCUCUGUCUUAUUUCCUAUCAAGUUUUGAUUCCUGAAGAUGUUUUUUUAUGGCACAAUGAUGACCAUCUAUCACUCCUGUCAGCAAAGACAUAUCCACAUGUCUGCUGUAGCAAUUAUGCAACUUAUUCAUAACACUCAGGGCAUGUUUCCAAAAUAAAACCAGUGCAGUGAGCUUCUGUUGAGUCUGGAUGCAGGCUGCUGAUGUAGAAGAGAACAGUCUUUGUCUAUAAUUCAUAGAGCUAAAUGGAAGCCAGCAACCUGUCCUGUCACUGCACGUCUGCUCUAAAGCUCUUAAUGUAGAGCCAGCAGGGCAAAGAAGUGGGGUGUGAAACUAAAAUACUCUUCAAGUACUGUACACCAGCCAACAAAGACUAUGUUUGCACACACAGAGAGGUUCUUAUUUUAAAUCUACAGCCAUCAGAGAUCAGACAGGAUAUAACGUAAUAUUAAGUGCUGCAGGCUGACUCCAAGAGACAACCAUUCCUUUAAUAUUGAGGGAAAAAUCAAAUAAAAACGAGUUCACUACAUAAUAAUAUUAAACCCAUAUGCUUACAUUUUUUAUUUUAAGACAUAUAGGGCAUGUUGUGCUAAUUUAAGUUUUCUCUAAAAUAACUGAAGCAACUAGAAAUAAAACCGUUUCCCUUUUUUUUUCUUUAUGCCUCUCAGUUAUAUGACUGACUCCAACAUUUCAAAAGAUAAGAAAACAAAAUUAAAACGACUAAAAUGUUGUCUGUUAUUUUGCAAAGAAACUGCUAAAAAUACACAUACAAAGACGCUGGUGAUAUUAAUUAUUUAUUCUAUUUUUCGAAAUAUGUUUGCUAUAAAUGAUUAGAUUAAAAAGUACUUUUCUAAUGUAUUCCAGCAUUAAAUGAAUUUGAUUUUAAAGUUAAUUGUCCAUCAUGUGCAUUUAUAGGCUUUGUUAAUUCAGCAAAGAGCAAUUAAAGCGCUGAAUGCUCCCUAUGGCUUUUCCCGCAGUCUAUUUCCCCUUCAUAAACAAAAGGACAUCCUAUCUUUUCCUCGUCCUUUUGGUUUCAUGGAGAAAGCUUUCUCAGACUGAAAAUAAAAAUCAUACAGAUUUUGAAGCAGUGCCAAACAAAAUAAUGACUCUUCAAUACACUUUUUCAUAAAGGCAUUAUUACCUUUUUUCCUUCUACAAAUCCACCAGGUGUUUAUGACAAUAAAGGGUGAAAAUGUCACUUUACCUCAUACUGAAGAUACUGUUUCCUCCACUCCGGAGUGAUAUGAGACGAAAGAUGUUCCGCGAAUUUCAUUUUGCCGGAACAGGUAUCCCCUCAAACCUCCGCUAUAUCCAAGAGCGACUGUCCCCUUCCCCGUCAACGCGACUUUUGUUGUUUCAGUGAACUUGCUGGCUCAACAUGCGGCGCGUCAGCCCGGCACACUACGGUACUGCUGCUCUUCACUCCACUUCUGGCUCGUCCCGGUCAGCGCGCAGCCCGUCCCGCAUGCUACUUCACGGGAGGGACGGGAACGGUGGCUGCAGCCUCUCUUUCACAGGUGGUCAGACGGCAGAUUAACAGCGCCGGUGAGAGUGGCUCAGUGACUUUGCUCCGUCCCUCCCUGGGCAAGUCUGGGGACACUGCGGUCCGCCAUCGAAUUGAGCCACAGCGACGUGGUUGCGUCAGCAGAGCGCGCAGAGGCAGCGCCGGGUGCUUGUUGGGACCUCCACGGGAAAAGUAGUUUGCGGUGCAAUCCUCUGACUUUAGCUUGGUCUAUUAAGACUAAAUGAUCCUGGUAGACCAAUUCAGGGUGGAGAAGUCCGUGUUGAAAGGGUUUGUUGGCAGCGAAAAGAGGAGCGCAAAAUUUCACUCAUGAAUCAAAGCCUGAAAAAACACGUGAAAGCCUUAAUUCAACCUCGGGUUUGAGUCCAAUAAGCGUCCACAGUCUGUUCAAUGAUUUAAAAUAUGCCUGUUAAUAAUGUCCUUACAUCCCCUCGCUCUUUGGUCCAUCCACAGAAUUUAUCAAAUGAGACAGCGAACCAGUGGACGCUUUAAAACUCACAUUAGGAAACGUUUUAUACUCUGUAAAGCAGUUUCAAGAGAACUGAAUAAAAGACUAAUAUUUCUCUCAUGGAUCUUAUUGUGCUGUCCACUGCUCAAGUGCCUUGAAUUGUUGGCAAAGAUGAUGAUCUGCAUUCCUCUUUAACUAUUGAGGCUUUCCAACAGGUUGAAAUUAAGUGUUCAUGAAUGCCAACUUCUGCUUUUUUUCUGUUGAAUCAGGGUGAACCAUAACAGCUGCCUGAUGUAAAAACACCAGGUGGCAAACUAUCACUGUGCCAAGAGCGGCAUCUGCUGGACAAACAGCGCUUGUGCAUUUUUGCAACUUGAUAGUAAAUAUUCUCAAAAACGUUCACAUACGCUGUCUGGAAGCUUAUUUCAUCGGUGGUAUAAUCAGAAAGUCCUGCUCGACCCCUAUCAGUCCUUAUAAGUUCGAAAUAGUUGAUCAUUUCACCUAAAUUAGACUGCUGUAAUUCCACAGACAACAACGCGAUCAAGGGUUAAAGGAAUAUUCCGGUGUAAAAUUAAGUUAGGGUUAAACACACCAUAACACCAAGUUAGACACCCACUCGAGAGAUGAAUGUUGCCGACCGCUUGCUUCUUUAGUUAUACCAACUUUAGAAAUGACCGCAGAUAGCAAUACAGAGAGCCAUGCACUCCACAAAAAAGCCACUCUAUGCCACAAAUAAUGCUCAGCACAGCACCUAACUUCAUUAACAGUACAUAUGGGAUCUUAGCCAUAGCAUGAGACACCAAACAUCGAGACCUCCGGGUGAGUCCAUCGACUACAGCGGGGGUGACGCAGCUCAAGGAAGAACAUUUAUGAUCAUUACUUUAUGGAAAUACAAUCAGACAGAGACGCUGAGGCAGAUGAACUAUCGCGUCUGCAGUGCAAAAUGAUUAUGGUGAUUAUUACUUAAAGGAAAUGACAAAGUAAUGAUCACAAAUGUUCUUCCUUGAGCUGCGUCACCCCGCUGUAGUCAAUGGACUCGCCCGGAGGUGUGUUUGACCCGAACUUAAUAUUACGCAGGUAUAUCCCUUUAAAUUAAUUUUACCUGCGUUAUUGAAGCUAUCAACAGACAACUAUGUAUCAAACUAACAUCAGCAGGCUGUUUAUUACGCUUAGCUUAAAAUGCAUAUAUAUUUACCAUAGACUGUAUAUACUAUAUCUAGACAGUACCUAUAUACAGUACAUAUACAGCUUUAGAUUUCUUGGCUGUUUAUUCAUUUAAAAAAAAAAAAAAAAAUUAUUUGUGCGCGCGUAUUCACGAGGAUAAGAAAAAUAAAUCAGUGCACAUUGCAAAGAUAUUCCUGUAUGAUCAAGUUGUUGUUUCUCAGUUACUGUCCUAAAAGGAGCACAGCGGGACACACGCGGUAGAACAACCGGAACCUUUCUUUCUUAUCAGCUAGUUUACCCCGUGCUUUGAUUUGGCAGGACCGGAGACGGACCAACGGGGAGAAACAAAUCCGACUGUCACGGAAUCUUAACGAAGACGGAUUAACAGGCGAACUCUCCCCAAAAACACAGGUUCAGGCCGCUGUUUCACGCCGGUGUGCAGUAGGUUUUAAGGAUCCCCACGUGCGUUGUGGCUGGCGUUACGCGCGCGGUGUAAACAACAAUAACAAUGGCUUCUGGGUCACCGUCGUCCUCCCCGGACACUGCGACGGGCUCAGGUACAGAUCCAGCUCGACCGGACACGGGAGAACCCCUCGGUGGAGCAGGCUCUGACUCGGACUCGGACCUGGGUUUGGGUAAAUUUGACUGUAGCGCCGUGGAAAUGGGAGACAGGCUGGAGGGAGAGGAGCUGGAGCGGGAGUUCGAGUCUGCAGCCGGCCGCGUACGAGAUCUGGUUCAGACCGCCAGCAGAGACCAGCUGCUGUACCUGUACGCUCGAUAUAAACAGGUGAGGAUGGGAUUAGACUGCACUGAGGUUUUUGUAGACCGGCGACAUGUAGGAGCCGUUCAUAGCCCAGUGAACCCCCAAUGUUUUCACAUCUUGACAGGUGCAAUAGGCCCAGUCAACUAUGUGCUGAUUUGGCCUGUAUAGUUUAUAAUAAAACUGGAAAUUAUUGAAUAUAACUGAAUUAUUUGGACUUGUUUUGUUUCCAGGCCAAAGUGGGGAAGUGCAAUACACAAAAGCCUGGCUUCUUUGACUUUGAAGGACAGAGAAAAUGGUAAGUAACUCAAAUUACAGCUCCAUUUUCAAAUCAGUGAAUGUGUCUCUUAUGCCCCCAUGUUUGCAUGACACUAUAAACAUCCGUGAAAGCAUGGAUGAAACCCUGAUCCAUCCAUGCUUUUAUAACAUCCAGACUAGAUUAUCUGAUCCAAAGUCCUUAAUAAACUCCAAUACAAUCAGAACUCUGCUGCACCAACUCCCGAGAACACACCAGCCCUGUCCUCCAAAAACUGCACUGGCUCCCCAUCUCACACUACAUACAAUUCAAAAUCCUCCUGCUCACCCACAAAUCACUUAACAACAUGGCCCCCACCUGCCUCACAGACCUGCUCCACUACUACACCCCCUCCCGUACCCUCCAACCCUCAGAAGGAAAUCUUUUUACCGUACCUCCUUGGACCAAGCAUCAAACUUGGGGGGACAGAGCCUUCUCCGCUGCCGCCCCCAUUUGCUGGAAUUCACUCCCCAAACCCAUCUGAGACUUUCAAAUCACUCCUAAAAACACACCUUUUUAAAUUGUCUUUUAACCUGUGAACUGUUCUUUUAUUGUCUUCUCAUACUGUGUCUUUUUUAACCUUUUACAUUGUUGGUUUUAUUUCUCAAAUUGACUGUUUUAUUUUAUUUUAUUUUCUUCUUUUCCUUUAUGAGGAGUGUUUGAGCACCUGCAAAAGCGUGUUAUAAACAACAUUUAUUAUUAUUAUCAUUAUUACUAUAUGUAAGCCGUGGAUCACAAUAACAAAUAAAUACAUGGAAGAUUACAGCUGUUAUUCAUCUCUGCGAUGAUUGUGUUGUUACUACAGGCAAGCAUGGAAGCAGCUUGGAGACAUGGACGCAGAGCAGGCGAUGCAGGAGUACAUAUCCUGUGUCAAUGUGUUAGACCCUGAAGGCUGUACAAAGGUAAGGAGCACUGUGAGUGAGAAAUAAGGGCUGGUUCUCAAAGUGUGUCUUGUUUGUAUGUUUCAGCACCUAUGCAGUGUUGGACCAGUCUGUAUCAUGAUAUAUUGACUCUUUGGUAAACAUGCAGUAAAUAGAUGGAAGCAACAUGUUCUUAUGAAGACAGGCUUCUUCUAAGAGCAGGACAAGCUUUUAUGACUCUAGGGGAGAGGAGUAAAUGAAUUACAGACUAGGUAAAGAUAUAUCUGUCUGAUGUGAGUCUGAUGGGCUCAUCCUGUCACAUCAAACGAUCAGUGUAAGCUGAAAUUGACCCUUGUAGUAACUGAAACUGAAGGUCAAAUAUUGAGUCUAGAACCUGGAUGCUGCCACUACUGCUCAAGACAUAGACUGAGAGUCACAAAACUUGCUAAAUGAAAAAGAAAUCACCAUCAGCUUCAAGUGUAUUUCAGCGAACUAUCUAAGGUUUUUCAAAUUAACGUACGAUUGCAUCCAAACUCUGCGUCUCUAUUGCCAUAAAAAUCAAUGAAAUGUCAUUCAUAGUCAUUGUCCUCUAAGAUUCAAUUCUGCUUUUUGGCCAGCAGAGGUCAGUAUCACUGUGUCAUUCUGUCCCAUGCCUCUUUUGUACCUCUUUAUUCUGUACUUGCAGCAUGAAAAAUACAUGAGAGAUUAUGUCGUCCUCCUCAAUAGCUGACAUUUUGAGCUAUGAAUAAUGCAAAAAGAAAAAACUGUCAAAAUACGCAGUGUGCCUGUGUGUAUAGUGACUAAAGAGAGACUGUUUACAUGUCUGCGUACUGUCUUGUCAUGUCAAGAGACUGUGCCUGGAGACCUGUGUUGUCAUGGAUGGGUCGUCCUUGGGGGUGGCAGCAGACAAGCUAUAACAACAACUAAGUCCAGUUGGGGGAAUAAUAUUAACAGUAAAAUAGAAUAUGUGUGGUUCACGUCAAAAUGUGCUGUGAGUAAAUAUAAAUUUGGACAUGAUUGGAAAAAAAUAGUGUUAAUAGAGAUCAAACCAGAGAACAUGUCCAUAUUAUACAGCAGCAUUUUCAGUGGAUUAUUUCAAAGUAAUGAUAGAAUCACGUUAUCAUGUUAUUGACGAAGCUUCUGACAUUUUCGCAGGAUUUGCUGUCAAAUUUAAAACUACUCAUUUUCACUCUAAGUGUUUAGUGCAGAAGACAUAUUCCAGAUUUUAUGUCAGUGCUUGAUUAGACUAAAGAAAAUGUUUUUGAACUGAGUGUUUAUGGCUUUAAAACAUAGGACCACUGUUCAAGUUCCCUGAAUGACAACAUGUAAAUAAAUCCUGAAUGUCCUGAGCCUUGUAUAUCUCAGACCUCUUACAAAUUAAAUCUCAAACUUGUGAAAAAAGGACUGCUGCACCUUGUUGUUAUGUAUAUGUGCUGCAGCUUAUUAGAAAGCCUUCAUUUUGGAACCUGCUUUUUAUUGUAAACCACCAAAACCAAAAUUCUCUCCAGAAUGCCUUAAUAGAAAUUUUCCAGAGUUAACAACAAGGAUGUCCAAUUUGACCUACAGCAGUAUAUCGUCCCUAUCCCAACUUUUCUCUUCAUUUUCCUUCUCAAUGCUACCUGCUUCUCCUCCCUUUAAUCCUUCCUCCCAGCUUCUUUUCUUCCUCCUUUCCUCCUUUCCUCCCUACAACCCAUACCCUCCUUUCUUUUCUCUUUGCCUUCCAUGUUUAUGUCUCUUUAAUAGUGUCACUGUCAACCACAUGUUCAGUCCUGACACAUUCUUUUCUACUUUGGGGCAAUACUCGCUGACUCUGCCCCCUCAGCUGCACAAUACCGGCAGAGACACAGGCCAGUAGACGCAUAAAUGCUCCCCAACCUCCUCCCCAAGAAAGGAACCUGAUUGUAUUAGUGUUAACAAAGCACCACAGCGUGGCAGGGACUAUUCUUUCGCAGGCACAGUCAAAUGGUGAAAGUAGAAGUGCAUAGACAGAGAAGCAGGGGAGAGAAUAAUAGGCAGAAUUUGACCUCUGUUCCUGCCUCAAUUGUUGGGCAGACGCUGGCUCUAUAUUGCAUUAUACUGCAGAGGAGGCAGGGCCAGUGCAUCAGCGAAUAUUCUGAGUUUCUGAAGUGAAUUAGGUUGUCCCCAAAAGUGCACGCACAGUUGUUUUGGUUCGCUUGUCAUGUUCUCCCCCCACUCGGGCUAUUUUCUGAAAUCAGAUUUGUGCGGGUUGCUUUGUGAGGCGAGGUUGGUCUUUAAAGAAUAAUAAAGUCUCGGCUGAACUGAAUGUAGGAUAAAUUUCCAUAAAAAAACACAGAAGAUUUAACAAGAGUCACAAUUCAGGCACUGUAUAGGUUUUAUAACCCUUCUGUACAUAUUUUGGGCAAUUAAUAGCUAUGAGGUCAUGUCUGAACCCCCAGAGACUUUUUUCAAAACACAAUUUAAACUUUAUCUGGUUCAUGUGUUGACCUCUGAGGCUUUGGCUGAAAAGCUAUAGGCACAGUUAUUCAUGGUGAAUAGGUAGACUCAACCCUUUUGUAUUGCAUCUAUCACACACAACAAUAACAUCAGAACCUCUGUCAAUGUGGGAUAGCAUCACAGACUGAGACCAGGCUUUAAAAAGGUCUGUGUUUCAGAAGCAGGUUUAACAACAGUGAAAAACAUCGGAAGUGAAAAUGUCCAGCUUUAGCUUUACACGUGUAUGAGGUGGGUAUUUUUCUCUCAUGUGUCGCUGUCUUUUAUUUUAACAGGAAAGACGAGGAGCAGAAAGAAGAACGGGCUUUGGAGGAGCAGCUGUCAGCUCUCUGUACCAGGAAGAGAUGAUCAGGUAUUCACAAUGAGAGACACACAGAUUCAUGCUGCGACAUACAGGGAGACAAAGUCAUUCAGAGCUUUGUGCACAAGUAAGAAGAUUUUGAAAUCAGUUCUUAAUCUGACAGGGAGCUAAUGUAGGGAAUAUAGAACAAGCUGAUUCUUGGACGCAUGAAUUGCAUUUUCAGCAUCUAAAAUAGAGUUUUGAGAUACAUUUUCAGGUACUUACAGUCUGAUUUUCUGACUUGGUUGAUAUGGCCUUUAAACCUUUGAUAGAUGUCCACAAGGUAACCCAGAUAUUUUUGCUUAAUCUUUUCUAACUAAGGACAAAGAGCUGAGAUCAGAGUGAUUUCACCAAAAAUGACAUAGGUAGCAUUUUCAAGUGGGAAAAAAGGUCAAAGGAGGUAUGUGAUCGCUGCCAAAAAGAUGUUUAAUUAUUAAUUAUUUUUGGCUGUGGAUUCAGUCUUUGUGUUCAGACCAGAUUUGCUGCUUCUGUCAUAAGAUUCACCACACACUCUUCCACAUAUUAACGCUGAUUGUCAAGUUGCAUCAAAUUAUUGUCAGACAGUAAAUUUUAGUUGUGUAAAAAACAAAAAAAUCAAGGCAUCAUUUGGAAAGUUGUGUAACUUUCUGCAGAACAGACUGUGCUUACCAUCCAUCUGUGAAAGAUUUCAGUUAUCAGUCAACCAUGUCAGCAUCCAGGAGUCUUUCCUCCUUACUAGUCAUAGCUGCAUAGCCUGCAUACCAGCACAUACAUGGUCUCCUUUUUUCUUCCUCAGUGGGAAACGUUUAAAACAUCUUAAUUAACAAUAACUCUGAACCUUCUUAUAAAUAUCACGCAGCCCACAAAGUGCUCUCAUUAUGGCUUUGUUUGAAAAAAAAUAUAUAUACACUGACUGACACUAAUUGUCACAGGAUUUCAGCUGCUGCUAGAAAAUUACUUUGAAGAUCACCACAACAAUCAUAUCCAUCCUCCCUUUAAACCCCAGAAUAAACUGUUUUGGGUUAUUUUUACUAUAAGACAAAAAUAUAAAAUCCUUUUCUAAAAUUGCCUUUAGGGAGAGUAAGCAGUGUCGUGAAUCUUUGCAUAAUUGAAGUAAUUGAUUUUGUGCAUCUGAGUAAUGUGUGAGUGGGAUCAUAUAAAGAUAGAAUAACAGUGGUCCAAGUAUCUACCCUUUGCGAACACUGCACCCCUGCUUUUGUUCAGUCUCCACCGGUGUCUUGUAUACUUUCAGACCCAUAUUGUAGAUUGUUGUCCUACUUGUCGUGCACACUCCCUAACUCCUUAGGAUGUGUGUUUUUAAUAAACAUAACUUAUUGUUACACUUCAAACAAUUAGUAUGGUCUAGACUUGCUCUUUUGGAAAGCGCCUCAAGGUAACAAUUGUUGUGAUUUGGCACUAUGUAAAUAAAAAUUGAUUGAUUGAAUAAGCAAAGCAUCGCAUAUUUAAUUCCCAGUUAAGAAAAUGCUGGAAUAGACUCGACUCUCCUCCACCUGCGACUCAACGCGUCUUGAAUCCUAGAGUCAACUUGGUCUGGCUUGACAUUGUUAACCACUGAUCUUGAUGCUGUGUUCGAUGUCCUACCGACCAAAUCGGCAGUAAGGGCCCCGAGAUGUCACAUAGUUCUGAUUUAUGUUAAUGAAAAAUAUUCUCCAUUUACUUCUGCCUGGCAGACUUACUCAAGCUGAAAAAGCUCAUCUUCAUCUCAAUGAAAAAGGAGCUCUUUUGGAGAUGAAAAUGAGACAAGCGAAUCCUGCAGGUCUUUCCUUUAAAUGGCUGCAUGUGAUUAGUAUGCACAGACUCAAGAUGAGCCAGCCAGGGUCUCCCCUUUUUAAUUACGGUACGAUUUGGUGGGCACUUUUGGGAGGAGGGGGUGAUGAAGACAUGCCGGGUACAGCAGAGGGAGGGAGGUACAGAAGGUUUCCCAGCUCGCUGCUUCCUUUGGUGAUCUCCAGCAGCAUCAAGGUCUCAAGGGAAGCCAGAAAGGAGGAAGUCAUUAAUACGGCACCGCACAUGUAAACAUAAACUUGCCGCUAUACGUUGACGCCAUCGCGUCUGAAUUGGUGCAUAACCUGCCGGAACUGUCACACUCACUGCUCUGCUGCAUUUCAAUUUCCUCUCUUACACACACACAUGCACACACUCCAUAUUAAACAUCCAAGCACCUGUUAACCAGACAGAGUUAAUUGCUUUGCUCACUGCUCAUCUCAAUCUGUGUGUGUGUGUUUGUGUGUCUGUGUGUCUGUGUAGUGUAUCGACAAAAGCAGGAUUGAUUAGCAAUAUUCUUGGACUAGUGAGCUGAUCAGAGUGUGAUUGAAGAGGCUUUGAAUGCUACAUUUGUUACCUGCUCUCCCACCUUGAAAGAGGAUUCUGAUAAACACUAAGUGGGUUGAGUUGUGUGGACCUUCUGCUGGAAACUGCUGCUGAGUUAUUUUCAUUGUUUCUCCUCCUCCUUCCAUAGAGCUCAGCCAUGUUGGAAAGCGUUCACCGGGAUCCUAUAGUGGACGCUAUGACAGAUUGUGUAGGUGUGCGUGUGUGUGUGUGAUGGAUGGUGUGGUGGUGGCGUUGAUCAGGGUGAAGCUCAGGCCAGGUAGAUGAGUGUUCUCCACAACUAUGGCCAGUUUUGCCUGAUGGAUGAAGGACAUAUCUGCAGCUACACCAGACCGGCCCGCACACGUGUGAGCCUGUAGCACUCCCACACACAUCUACGCACAUACAUACACACACACACACACAAACAAAAACCCUUGGAACCCUAGCUGCUGUGAUGACAGAGUAGCCUGUGACCUUCCCAGCAUGCAUUGCGGUGCUGUUGAUGUCACUUCGUUUACCAGAGGCACAUUAAUCAUUUGUUUGUUUGUAGCUUGUGUGUCUCAGUGUGGUACAGGUGUGUGUAUGUGUGUGUGUGUGACUGCUCUUUCUAAGCAGUCAGGCGUGUUUUCAUAAACUUAUUCUAUACUUCGGUAUGUACAUGUGCUGUAUUUAUGUAUAUAUGAGAGUAUGUCAUGAAGCAGCCAGGCCGGCCAUGUCUGACCAUCAUCGAAAGACCGAUGAGCCGGCUUAUUGAUUAGAUGCCGAGGAGACGGAUGGCGGCCACACAUCAGGGACACUCGAGGUCACCAUGGCCAUCAGACAAGGAAGUAGGUGUGUCCCGGUGUGGGGACUCAUGAAUAAACAUAGUGCUGGUAAUCAGGAGUAUGUAAAUGAAUGUGCUCAUACAUAACCCAGCAGCAAUAAAAGUGUAAUGAGUUAUUCAUAAUUCAUCACAGGCUGAUGAGGAGGUGGCGGGGAAGAGGGAGGGGAGGAACCGGAGAAUUGGCAGAGAAGCUUGUAGAUGAAAAGCUGAAGAAAGGGAAGUACAGGGGUUCAUUAAAGAACAAACAGCAGACAAAACUUUGCUUGUGUCUGCUGUUUGCUAACAAUGGAAAACAGUUGGUUGUGAGUUUUGUCUCGACUGGGGAAAGUUUUAUGUUGUGGUUGAUCAAACAUAUGGAGAGAGAGUUGAUGUUGAGGGGGCAGUGGCUCACAUCAGGGCUGAGAUUUGUUUCCAUUUAAGUCUAUAUCGAAGAACCUAGACAUUACAGAUAAAGAAGUAAUUUUUUGAAGUUUACAUAGGGCUUGUUUGUUUUUUCAAACUUUAAAUAGUUUAGAUUUUGUCAGGGGGUGAGAGUUUGGUCAUUUGGUCAAGUGAUUGACUGCACACGCUGAUACUUCCUGCAUCUUUUACUGCAAAGACUUUUGAUAAGCAACACUAUCUACACAUGUGCAAACUAGAGCAAAGUCAGCAAAAGGGAUCCCAAAAUCUUCAGAAACCAAAAGUUCCUCACAGAAACUUGAAUUCAUUAACAAAAAUCAACCCUGACACAUGUUGGUGAGAAAACCCUGGUAGCUUUUUUUAUCCAAGAUUCAAUUUGUCAUCAUUGCAUUGACUACCAAUUAAUUCAAUUCAUAGAUAUUCACUGAUCUGCCAUUGUUGAGUUCUUGAGUUUUGAUCCAUUAAGAUUCACAAGUCUCUGCUUUUAUGCUCUUACUGUCAUUUACAAUUGUGAGUUUCUUCUUCAGUAAAACUAAGCAGGUGUGAAAUAACAGCCAUUUAAGGGGGAAGUGUUGUACCACACUAAAGUCAUAAGGUGGUGUUGUACUGUUUAACUAAAAAUAUACAGUAGCUAUAACCUGUCUAUCAUGAGUGGCAGAGCAUAAAAAUAAAAAGCCUUCUGGCAUAGGUACAGAGCCAUUACAGACGUAAAGAUACAGUGAAACCACUAGAAAGGCGAGGAGGGGGUUCACUAAUGCAAAAUACUCACUCCUCUCAGAAUUACAUUGUGAAUUUAUUACACCAUAUACUCUGGUAUCUUUCAAUAUUCACGUUUUUUACAUAUCAUUCACCACAAAAGAGGAAAACAUAAAAGUUAAUUUUUCAAAGAUGGCGCUCCAAGUGAGUGUAGUUUCAGAAAAGCAUGAACCCAUCCCCUUUUUUUUAACAUGACUGCUGAGCUUUGUAUCAAUAGGACUGACAGUGUAGGGGUAACAUGACUAUGACUUUGUUAAAGCCACAAACUCAACAAAUGAGCUUCAACAGCACCCUCAGACCUAAUGCAAGUUACACCCCAUGGUGUCUCCUGUGUGUGUGUCUGGGACCAUGCUUGAUCCCAGGGUCUCCUGGGUCCAGGUGAGGCAAAACCAUUAAGCAUCCCAGACGGGAACAGGGGGUAGGGUUUGGCCUUGGGGGAUGACUGACACACUGCGUGGGAGUGGUGAAGCAGUGGGUACACCAGGUUUCAGUCGGACAAUAGAGCACAAAAUUCAAUUAAUGUGAAUGGCCAGCAUGAGUAAGAAGGAGAGAGAGGCGUGAAGCUCUAAAUGAGAUUUCACCCCUUCUCUCCCUUCACCACAACCUGCCCCCCCACUACUCCCCCCCAGCAUUCACUCCAGUCCCCAAUGCCAGGAGGUGAUUAGAGACAGAGAUAUGAUCAGAGGUGGGAUGGCGCUGCUGUGGGUGUGUGUGUGUGUAUGUGUGUGUGGGUGGGUGUGUGUAAGAUGCCAGCGUUCCCCAGGGACGCGGCACGUGUGGCCAUGUUGCUAAACACUGAUUUGGUGAUAUCUGUCAUUGUGGAUGAGUGAACUAUUAUUUGUGAUCAAAUAUACAGUUUAAGUCAUUUGACAGUAACACAUUUUGAAAACAUUUAAUCUUCCAUCCUGGGAAACAUAUUAAGCACACUUUUGCUCAGAACAGUUUUGAGAGGAGAGAAAAAGAUCAAAUAAAUAAUGUUCACAGUGAGUCGCUUAAACACUGAAUUUCCACCAAGCGGUUAAAAUGAGCUCCUUAGGGUAAAACAAUUAAAAAUACUGAAAGCUGAGAAAGAUAUGCAAUAAAAAAAUGUAGCACUUUUUUGCCACUUCUCUGCUGAGCAAACUGAUACUGAUAGAGAGCAGGGGGAAGGAGAGCUUGUACCAAAUCAGAUCUCUCCUAUUCUGCUUUUAUUUGAUCUGUAGGCUAAACUGCUGUAGCUCAAUGUAUUUUGAUUUUUCAAACCCUUUUUUUCAUAUCAGGAAAUGCUAAGAGUACUGGUUUCAUUGUGUUGGUUUAGCGUCUCCUGAAAUCCAAACCAAAACACUUGACAUUUGUCCACUGAAAACAAACCAACCUCAAUCAAAGUCAUCUGGUUCUCCCUCACUAUUUGAAGGUCCAAAAUAAACCCAAAAACAAGUACGGCUGCUGAGUUUAUUCCUUUAACACUCUCUGUCUUUGUCUCUUUUUUCUGUUUUCCAGGGAAGAAGAUAAGAACAUAUUUGACUACUGCAGAGAAAAUAACAUCGACCACAUCAACAAGGCCAUCAGCUCCCAGACAGUGGAUGUCAACACUAAAGAUGAAGAGGUAACUAAAACUAUUUGUGUCUACAUAAACCAACUCUGUGAUUAAUAUACAUGAUGUGGGUAAAUGGUGACAUUACAAGCCCCCACAGAAGAAACAUUGUUCUGCUGAAGUGUCCUUUAAACAACAAGUGGUCUGUACAAGCUGCAUGGUCGGUGCAUGUGAUGUGAUCGUCUAUAUGCAGAGGUCAGGUGAAGAUGAUCAGUAGAAUAUCAUUGAAAAUACAGGUCACUGUGGGACAGUUCAUGCCGCAUUCAUUACAUAAUGGUUUCAAUGAUCUGAAGCCACAGACACCUGGGAACCUCUCCUCGGGUUCAGAUUUGUAUAUUGUGUGAACGGCUUUUACCAUCACGCCAUGUUUUCCAGAUUGACCCCGAAAUCCAUUCAUCUGCCCCAGAUUCAUCUCAGUUUGGGCCAAAUGGCUCGCUCGCUGCCUCUCUUUCAUCACCGCAGCUCUGCAGAUAAGCAGGCAGGCGGCUGGAGAGUUCCCAGCCAAAGGCCAGAUGGUUGAGGGACCUCGGUGGAGACAGCUUUGUCUGUUCACUGCCCUCGUCUUCUCACCUGCAGUACAGCUUGUUUAACAGCAGAGGGCAGUGGUGAAGUUUCACAUCAGUAUAAAACCCAGACCUGAUUUUACAGCUCAGGCAGGCAGGAAAAGAAGCAGAAAGAGGGUCUGACCCAGCACUUAGUCUCCAAGUUGGUAGCCAAGUGUUCAGCUGUAUGGUUGGUUGUUGCAAACAAAGCAUAAACAUUCGUAAAUAAUGAUCUAAUUUGGUCAUUCAAAGGAAUUCUACUCUGCUAUUCUUCACAGGGCCCUGAAUUCUGGAUCAUAAAGGCAAAAGCAUCGCAGUCAUAUUUAAGUAGCACAGGAACAGAGACAGUUACGAUAUCAUAUAUUUAUGAAAUGGCAGUUCCUCUACAUGAAGAUAUCUUCAUAGGAUUAUUGUUAAUGAAGUCCAGUAAUAAGAUCUUGACAGGACAUGUAUCUUCAUACGCUAAAACUUUUUGGAAAGACACAUACUUUGCAAAAAUGUUACUGAGUCAUAGCAAGGACGAUGACAAUGUCAGUUUUAAUUCAUGUUUGUUAAAGUUUAGAAACGGUAGUAAAAGAGUAAUAACAGAUUAAACAUUAUACUUGUGUAUAUAUAAAUAUUGACUGUUGGGUUAAAUAUUCUGUAGUUAUAAAAUGCUGGCCCCAAUAAUCAAAAAUUGAAAAGUAAUAUUUCUAAAGCAAAAUAAAUGUAAUUGAGUGCCCUAUGUUAUAUAUAUUUAUCAUCCUGAAUUGCGGGACACGAUGACCACAUGGCUUCUAUUUCAUAGCAGCACUGAGGAUUAUGAGCACCAUGGGUUUGUUGAAUGACCCCACAGUCAGCCAAAAACUAGUCCACAGAGGAAACAAGCUUAUCAUCAACAGAAGUUGUGGAAUAAAACCCUAAAAUGGACCCAAACCCCUAGAAACUGACCAAGAUUCAAGUAAAUGUAGCCUUUGGGUGCUCUGUUGAAGUGACUACAGUGUUUAGUUUGACUUGACUGUGACCCAGGUUUAGAUGUGACUUACUAAAGAGUGGCAUCUGUUAAAAAUGUGGCAGUCCUCAUGUUUUAUGCAAAUUCCACUAUGUAAACUUCAAGUGUUUAUUGGGGAUAGAGAGAAAGAAGAGUCAGAAGAGACUUUUAGUAAAGGGUAGGGUAUUUAUGUUGUUCUUUCUGUGUGUAUGAUCAGAUCAGAGAAGUUCCCACCUUUACCUUUCCUCUUACAUUUCUCCUGCUCUCCUGUCGUUCUCACCCUGUGAUGAAGAACAGUGAAGGUUUUGCCCAUUCAUCUUCUUGAACUGAGUGUUUUGCGCACUUUGAUUCACCCUCUUAGGCUGGACUUUUUCAACCCUGAUCAGGAGGAGUGAUCAUAAUCUGGAAAAACCCAAAAUUUGAAUGCAACACUCACGCUCAUCCUCCUCCCUGACACAGAUUUGGGUCAAGAGUAUCAAACUCCUGGAGGAAAAUAUGGAGAGCAGUCAAGCAGCGCACCUGAAAGACGGCGAGAAGGAGUGAGUGAGUGAGGGAGCGAGAGACCAACUUAUUUGUAUUCAGGCCUGGCUCAUAAGUCUCCAUUUUAACAUGCAGCCGUGGUGAUCAAUAUGAUUUAAGCAACAGAAUUAGACUUGGAGAGUUUGCUUUACCUAAUUGGCCUCGCUGAAAAAUGAGCUCCUGUGGUUUUAUUAGAACAAGGAUCUUGGACCUGAGGAGAGUGUGUUUGUGUUAGUGAGUGUGUGUGCUUGUAUGUAUGUUUAUGCAAGAGAGGCAGUGAGGGGUUGCUGAUCUGGAGACUGCUCUUUGUUUUGUGCACACUGUCCCAUCAAUCAGGCUUUACAGACUGUGUUUGCAGGCUACUGUGAUCCUCCUACGCAGGGUAGAAGGGUGACAUUAGGGAAUGACAGCCUAAAACAACUUCAUGCAUUCACAGAUUUGAAGACAUCAAUGCUGUUUAAAGUCUGUCUUCAAAUAUUUGCACAUACCUUUGUAAGUUUGAUAGUUGCUGUAUGAUAAUUCUGUUCUGGUUCACAGGGCCGGGCUCUCUUGCACUGGGCCUGUGACAGAGGACACAAGGAGCUGGUGUCGGUAUUACUGCAGCAUAAAGCAGACAUCAACUGUCAGGUGAGCAGCAUGUUUCUCUACACCCUGUCUCUCUUUCUCAGAUAAAACAUUACUUUUCAAUACAACUUUUACUCAAGUGAAGACUUGUGAUUUUGGCACCAUGAUAGUUGAAGUAGUUGCUAUUUUGCAUUCAGCAGCUACAUCCUAAAUGGUUACUUGAGACUUUGUUUAAGCUUCUCAGGAGCAAGAUCUGGAGUUUUAAAAUGUAGGACAGUGAGCCUUUCUGUGGAGGACAUAAAAGAACAGCAGCCUUUCCUUUUCAGCCCCCCAGUGCAGGGUGUUUCAGCAAUAGACUUUAUUUCUUAACAUCUUCUUCUAACCAGCUUUUAUAAGCACUUUUAAGUUUUUUAAUGUUGUUUGAACGUCAUUUCCGUGUUGAACAACACAUUAAUUGGACUCAGCAUUAACCCUCUGCAAUACAUUGGUCAAAAUGACUGUAGAUUUUACCAGCUAUAGUCUCACUUUGUACGGCCUAUCACUGCAUUUUUAGUCAGAACGUUUUUGAGUCAUGACUUCGAACUGUGCAUGCUGCAGCUUUGUAGAUGACUAACUAACAUCAUGCGUGCACCGUCUUUGCUUUCGUCAGUCUGCACCUUUGAGGCGAGUAAUUGGUUUUUGGCCUGUAGUUUAAUUAGAGAUGUGGUACUUUCCAGACUUGGCAUUGCGUAACCCCACUGGAUGGGCUUUAUCAGUCAGUGGUUAUCUACAGUGCUUCAUAUCUACUUUAAUUUCUCCCAUGACCAGAGCUUCUCACACUCCUACUGCUUAGUCCCCAAACUUGAAAACUUGCUCCCACACAUGUUGAUGAGUGUGUAGCCUACAUAGUCUCAUGUUCAUUUUCAAGCACCUCUUGGUUAAUCACAUUCUGUAAAAGUAGAACAUGAUUGAGAACAAGUGACAAAAUGUCAAGCUUUAAAUGGCCACGGUUAUACUUCUUCCUUUUUCUAUUCGCUCCAGAGUUCCUCUCAUCUCUCUCUUUCUCUGUGUGCUUAACUAUUGACUGUAUAUGACUGUAUAUCAAUACGGACACAGUAUCUCCAUGCUCCUCCCAUUGAGUGUGAUAAGCCAAAGUAUAGCCAUGAUAGGCUCUGACAAAGCGUGUCAGUGGAACCUUAGUUCCAAAGAACUUGCUUAAUUCCUCUGGUUGGUACAAUUCACAGUAGAACAUAUUCUUGUGUUGGUUGGAAGCAGACACUCAUGGUUGUUAAAAAGUUUAAAGACCCUUGAGUGAGUGUUUGUUUCGUUUUCUCUCUUUGUUCCUCCUCUAUUCUGCUAACCCAGUAAAUAAUACUGCAGGUUGUUGAGAAAGCCAAUAAACGGUCGUCUUCUCAAUAUCAAAUUCCUAUAACUUCUCAGAAAACAAGUGAUUGCCAAUAAACCAGCAUGAUAUGAGCUAACCAUAAUGACUGCAAGCAUGUUUAAAAAGUUACUUAUCUAGUUUAUCUCAAAUUCCAUCUGUUUGCAUGGGAAAGGCUUAAAUUUUCUGUUUUUACAAAAUAUCGAGUCAUUGUCCUUGACACUUUGCAGAUGUUUUUGUUUAAUUUUCUCUCCCCCUCCACCUCCCCUGAAGUCCUGUGGCAGCCCCCGGGGGGAGGUGCACUUCACACCUUGAAAACCGCCGAGCUAAAUUAAAGGAAAGCGCUGCAGAAAUAUUCUCAGUGAAACCAGAGGAAAUGGAAAAGCUCAUUUUCAGGUUAACAGAGAACAUCUAUCAGAUUCAAAUGAUCAAAGUGCUAAAUUUAUUCAAAGUGAAAGCUAGAAACAGUUUCUCUUUGAGGAGUUACAUCAACAUUCACAACACUUACAGUCUCGUUUUUUUCAUUUGGCACAAAUUUCUCAGAUUGAAAAUUUCCGUUUGUUUAAUCCAUUGAAGUGAUUGAAUAGAUGUAUAACAUUUCCUUACAUCAUAAUAGCACGGUGAGAUACGUGUUUGAGUUUCUAAUAGAUGGGAAUGAAAGGGAACACACAAUUCUGUACACAUCGAACCCAAACCAAAGACAAAAUCGUGAAAUCUCCUACAUCCCCGCUGCCCUCUUCGCUCGCUCCAUCCCCUCCAGAAGGUCACCUUUAAUUCACUUUGUGCCGCAGACAAAUCCCUCAGGACUUUAGCAGACAGAGUUAGCUGGUAGCUAGCAUGGUGUUUAGCCUCUCUGAGGUUUUAGCAGCGUCCAGGAGGCUUUAGCUUUGGCGGUAAGCUGGCUCAGCUGCACAUCGGAGAAAUUACCACUCCUCUCCUCUGCCCAGCAUGACACAAUGCAGCUCAGCGCGCCGCACACUGAGGCUUUAACUGCAAGGCCGAAUCAAUUGGAAGUAAUCAGGCAAAUUGUUUCACGUUGCACAACCAACAUAAUCAGGACAUUUCACAAAUGACUUUCUCUUUUGUGGUCAUGCAUGGCCUCUUUUGUUUUGAAUGCUGGCAGAGGAGGAGGAGGGGGGGAUUUGUGGUGAAUUGUUCAUAAAAGACUUAACAGUGGGAUAACUACGAAACACUUCACUAAUGAUUUAGAGCCAUAUCAAGAUAAUGACAGCAGAGGAUGAGGGAUGUAUAGAUGGAGGCUUUUGUCCUUUUGUAAGAGGUAUUGUAUUUACAGUCAUGUAUUCAUCAUUAAAAUACCAAUUGUUACCAUCAUGUGCCAAGAGGUGGGAAAAGGAAAUCUGGACAGGGAGUGAAAACAAGAGUACACUUCUAAUUCAUUUGCAUUGAACUUUUUUUCAGAUUUUACAACUUUCUGUAUCAAAUAUACAGAGGGAAAUAGUUUUACAUUUGGUGUUCCCAAUAUUUGUUAAAGAGAAAACAGACGAAUGAUGUGAACUUGGAUUUUAUUGCGUAUUUUUUAAUCCUGUCUGGCUUUAAAAAUGAACUUUUAAGAGCUGAAAGAUAGUAUAAAUUAGGUAUUACUUUAAAUUACAGUAGUGGAUUAAGAGGCAAAUUUUAUCCUCAAGAGUGCAGAUAUACUCUGAAUUCAGACAUCUAGGCUAUCAAGACCUUUCCACUUGGCUGUCUCUCAGGUGUCAGAGGAAGCAGGACAGGAUUUCAGAGACACUGGACCUCUGCCGCAGAGCUACUGGGAGCAGAUUUAUGAGGUAGCGAAGAGGUGGCUGAAAGAAAAAUAUAGUCAGCUAAAUCAUACCACUCUGUCGCAAUGCCAAAUUAUCUCACUGUGGAGAGCUUACAGAACAAUAUGCUCCUCAUUAGAACCUGCUCGAACAUCCUUUUAUUUCGUUUCCCUCUGUGGGGUGAGGUCAACGGGGGAAAGACAUUCAUUUAGAGAAAGACCAAAUAAAACCAAGAGUCAGGGAGGUUCUGUGUGUUCAUGAGCGGAAUAGAGGAAUGUUGGAGAUGUUUGCAGGCUAUAAGAGCCACCAGUAAUCUAGUCUGACCUAUACUAACUGCAGAGCAACCAGUAAAUAAAGAUCAAACAUGAUUUAUGCUUAAUUUGUUGAUUAAAAAAGGGAGGGGGGACUUAAGAGUUUAAACAAAAAGUAUUAUUUGCCCAGAAGAGGAGGAAAUUGUUUGAAAUUAAUCAACUGAUUGUUUUAGUAAAUUGUCCCCAAACCCUGAUAACCUGCAUUAAGGGCUUGUUUGAUAGUUAAUCCUGGAUCAAGGCGGGGACGGACUACAAUAGGUAGCUGUUUGUGUGUGUGUGUGUGUGUGUGUGUGUGUGUGUGUGUGUGUGUGUGUGUGUGUGUGUGUGUGUUUGUGUGUGUGUGUGUGUGUGUCUGUGUGUGUGUGAAUAUGCAGAUCACAGCUGUACCACCUGCCAACUGUAGCUCAGGCCUUGUUGUUGGUGCAGGACGUGAACCUCCCCCUCCUCCUCUCUGUAUCGUUGCCCCCUCAGCUAAUACUCACAGAGAAAGUGGAGCACAGAUCACAAACUGUGGGAAAGAUGACAGUUAAACCUCUCUUAAUAUAAUAAUGGAAAUUAAGGCUUAAACUCUGGACUUACAGUCUGUGUGUGAGAAUGUGUUUAAGAGCAUUAAUGCAGCAUUAGCUCAAGUUUAGCACAUUCCAUCAUAUAAACGCAGAUAAAUAAAUAAAAACUGCUUCAACUUGGAGGAGAAAUUUGAUUUUUAUACAGGUGUAUACAGGUAAUAUCAAAUAUCAGUUUCUGAGAGUAGCCUCACAUCCUUGUUCAAACAGAAGUUUGUAAAACAGAUGGUAAGGAUUCAAAGAAAAGUUCUUUAUUAAUAAAAGUGACAAAUCAAAAGAAAAGAUAAUAAGAAUUAACAUAACAGAACUUGAUAAACGUAAUAGAAUUAAAACUCAGUUAAAAGAUUCUGUCUUUAGUAGAAAUUAUGUCGUAAGGAUUGAACGUGACAAGAUUACAAAACAACAUAAACCAUUGAGAUGUGGAUGAAGGAAAUUGAAACAAUCUAGUAAAUCUAGUAAAGAGUUUGAUAAUGUUUGGUGACAAACAUUUUAAACAUUUAGGCUUUUUUUGUUGUUGUUGCUAAAUAGGACAGAUUCAGAGAGUCAGGGCAUGUAGUUUAAUGGCCAAGAGACCAGCAAUGUAUUGAAUUGUAAUUGUUUAUUUUGAACAUGUUAAGAGAAAAGUGAAGAAAAAAAUAUACAGUAUAUAAAUCCAUAAGUACAUAUACAUAUACACUCAUACAUAAAAACAACUACAAACUUACACACAGGCAGAUAUAAAAAGAAAAUGUAAAAAAUGAAAUACACAAACCAUUUCAAACCUGUGUAAACUCUGUUUACAUAUCAGAAUAGAAGUAGGAAGAAGUAUAACUAUUAAAUCCCCAAAAAAUAAAUAAAAUGCAAUGUAAAAUGUUGCAUGUGUCUUCUAAAACGUCCUUUCUUAUGUUCAGAGUUAUUUACCAUAAGUUAGAAAUUCUGUGGAUGAUGACACUAUGAAGACUUCUUUAGAAAUAGAUCUGUGAAAAUAAACUACAUCAUUGAACGUAAUCCCCCUCACUAGUUGGCACCAGAAUGAUGAUUUGAUUUAACAAAUAAGUCACAGUUUUAUCAUUGUUGGCAGGUUAUAUGCAUUGUUGUCUUGGCUCCAGCACAGCCACUCAUGACAUGGGGGUUCAGUGGCACAAGCUAAUGGCUUCAGCUAUGAUAGUCAAAUACUCAGAUAUAAACAAGCACAGAUAACAGAUCAUGACAAUGAAGUUGUAUUUACUCUGUGUCUCAUUAAACAAGUGCAAUGUGUAACCAGCACAGACAUGUGGUUACUAAGGCUAGAGGUGCUAGCUGGCGAAACUGGGCCAAACAGUUUGACAUUUUUUACAUGCAGACUCUGUGAUCUGAUGUUGAAUUGUGCCAAAAAAAUUGCGCUCAGUUUUGAUUUGGAUGUUUUCUUGCCUGAUCACUUUGUAAUACCCAUAAUCAGAAUAUGUUUCGAGCACAGAGAGAUUACUCUUUUCUGUACUUUUUAAAAUGUUUUUUACUACUUCCAAGGAUCAUGUUCCAAUUAUUUCACUAAUAAUUGCCACAGCUUUAUAUUUCAUUUACAGACAUACUUAUAUGACUGUUUUCCUGGUGUACAGUAAUUUAAUUUAAAAGAGUGUUUAACAAUAUUGACCAAGUUGUAUUGGUAAUUGUUCCUUUGAGAAAGUUUAAUUAGCAGAAAAAAAAAAAGAUAACUUAUAAAACAAUCUGAAUUCUCAGGUAAGUGGUCUGUAAUGUGUGUUGGACGUGUCUUUGUGUGUCUGCUCUCCCUGUGGUCCCUUCUCUGUCCAGACAGUGUAAUCCCACACCCACAGCUAAUCCUUAUCCCACAAACACACAACUUUUAGUUUUCGGAAGGAAAUCCCAAACCUUCCCUCUAACGAGCUGUAGUGUUACCAUGGAGAUAAACAUUUAUAGAGAGGUUACACCCCGUUCAGGAGAAAUUGGAGUCAAAGAGGAAGGGCUUUGGUUCAGAGGUGCAGCAGACGCCAACAAAGGUCAGGAAUGGCCCUGAGAAUGAUGUCUGACUCGGAGUGAUUGCUGAGUGGCUGAGAGACUGAGGUGGGAUUAGGCUGACAAAGAGGGGGGACAGGUGAGACACAGGUUACAACAACACAAACACAAUGAAAGGAAGGAAACAUUGUUUAAGUUAAGUAGUUUAGAGAAAAGGCAGAGCGGGUCUUAAACACAUGCCUGUUUCUCAUGUUCUUUUAGUCAACUCAAGCCGCCCAUUUUUAGCCUUUUUUUUCAUUUGGCUCCCAAUUUUUCCCCUCUCCUCAUCACUCUACCCUCCCCCCCUCCAGCCCUCGUCCCCUUCCACUCCAUCCCUCCCUCUCCUCCGCCUCUACUUUGUAUUAAAACAACAUGAUCCAUGAGUCGGAGAGGGCGACUCGCAGCACCAGUAAUUCUAAUUAAUCCAGCGUGGUAGCACGGCCACGGCAGGCCCCAAAGCGCUCCCAGUCUAUCAGAUAGAAAUUCAUAACUUAAUUGAGGUCAGAGCCUCGAGCCGGCAGAACAAAAGUCUCCAGCCAGGACCAGCUAGAUCAAUAGUAAUAAAUAUCUGACUGGGCGGCCCACAAUUGGUGGCCAGAGAGCACACAACAAGUCUGGUACACUCUGUGUGAGUGUGGAACCUGCAGGGACCUCGGUGCAGUGUGGGAGUGAUUUUUAGCUUGGUCGUGUGUGAGGAGUUGGCUUUGAAGGGCGUCAGGCGUGCAUGUGAAAUUAAGUGAGCAUGUUUUUGCGUUUUAUAAAGACACAGUUGUGUCAUUAUAUGGUAUGAUUAUUUACUGGGGAAAGACCACUUUCUCAGCCGUGACUGUGUGGCAGAUCUCAACUUUAUUAACAGAUGCCGACAGAGAUCCCUGAAGAACAUGUGUCUAAUAUAAACCGGAUUAAACUCAUUUUUGUCUAGUGAUUCCUCAAUAUGAUGAUGAUGAAGAACAAGUCUGACAAUGUCUAUAUAAUGUAUAAUGUCUGAGGAGCGAUGUGACAGCCAGAAAAGACAAUUAUAAAAACACACUGCAGGGCAGCUGUGGCUCAUCGGUAGAAACAGUUGUCUUCAAGAAGGGAAAAUUGGUGACACUGAUGACGAGAAAGUUAACUGAUGUCGGACUAAAGUUGAUGCCUCUUACACAUUGAAUAUGAAAAAUACUGACAGACCCACAAAAUUAUAAAAACAGAAAUUAGCAGAGGUUACAUACACAACCAAGGCCUCAAAAUAGCCUCAAAAAAAGCAUUUUAAUCAGCUUUUUCUUACCUCAAAGCACAGAGGAGAAAAGAGGGCUGUGUUCUAAUUUUAUUACCUGGUGUUAAAAUCUAAAGUUACAUCAGAAUGGAUAGAGCAAUUUCUGAGCAUUUUUUGUCAGUGGUUUUGUCUACAUUUGAGCGUUUUACUUUUCUGCGUCUGCAAACAUUGACUCAGCCGACCGUUUUUAGACUUAUUUUUGUGUGAUGAGACAAACUCAGCUCUGACUGUGGUCAGAUAAACACCAGUUAGUCCCUCUCUUAAAGAAAGCGGUUGUUUCAUAUUGAUUAGCUUAAUUAUCCAGCGCCCUGACACCUUGCAGAUGUACUGCAAAGGAAAUUGGAUGGAAAAAUGUAAAAAGGGCUCAGUAUAAAUAUGGACUGCUUUAAUUACCAAAUAGCAUGAGGCUGGCCCUUUUUUUUCCCAGAGUAAAACAUGUUCAGGACAGCUUCCUAAAUAAAGCCACCUGGACUUGUGCCAAAUCCCUGACUCACAAAUCAAGAAGUAUUACAGAGCAGAUAAUUCAUUUUCAUCAAACUGAACCAAAUCGUGAACGUUAGCAUCUGUCUACGCACAUUUUCAUCAAAAAUAUAGUAAACCUGUUUGGAAAUUUAUAACCUUUCAAACUGACACUGCGAUAUUCAGCAAAAAUUAAAUAUUGCAACUUUUAUUCUGGUUGUUUCGCUGUUUUAUGCUAGCUUUGUAAAUCUCAGCGUGGUCUGCUGUUGUGGUAAAAAAAGAGCACUGAACCCUCAUCGACGUCCUCCACUGUGGUGUCAACCUGUGGUGUGACAAUAGUGGUAAACAGCACACACACACACACACACACACACAGAAUAUGGUGCUUGAUUGAAAUUCCUCUGGUGGAGGCAUUAUUACACGUUUGUAUCCCUCCCCUUUCCCAGCACAGCCUCCUAUAACUAAUGGCGUAGUCAGGCCAGUCAUAACAAAUAUCCAGCGAGAUUUGUCAUAAUUGUGUAUGCGUGCGUGUGUGUGUGUGUGCCUGUGUGUGUGUGUUUGUAAUUGUGCAUUCUUUCCUCAAGAUUAUAAAGGCUCUUUAAGAAAGAGAGGGCAGCAAGGUGGGAAAAGAUAGAGGGUGAAUCGUAUGAAAGGAAAGAGUGAAAAUGGAGAACAGAAAAAUGGAGCAAACAAAGAUACAAUAUUAGUUUCUUUGAGAUGAUCCAACACUCCUUAUAGCUUAGCUGGGGUGCUUUUCACCUCUCUAGCUGUAAUCAGGCGUUUUUGACUGUAUUUUUAUGAUGUUAUACAUCUAUGACACACUUUCAUGCAGCCUAAGAGAAGGUAUGACGUUGUUGCUCUAUAGAGUGUAAAAAGUGUGAUUACUUGGCUGUCCCCCAGCAGUAAAGCCAAAAGAUUUGGAGCUUUACCUGCUGAGUGACUGCUGUAGAGGUCAUAAAGCCUGCCUCCUCCAUGUAAACAGAUGGAACAUGGGUCAAACUAAAAUAUCAAAAUGAUCAUCAAAUGAUUUUUUCUGGACUGACGUCGUACUGAUGUUGUAGUAAGUGAAAGCAAAAGGAGGUAAAACUGGAGGCACCACAGGGCAGAAGCACACAGGCCAACGUUAGCUUUGUUCGCGAUAUGAAUUCAGGGAAACUGUUUUAUUUGUUGACUUCCUUUGCAUGAUUCCCACACUUAGCUUAAAAUAAUUCUUCACUGUACACACCUGGUUUUUCUCAUCUUUGGUUGUCUUGUCAAUCAUCUAUCCAGUGAGUGAGUGUGUACAGGUCGGCUAGACUAAUCGCGUUCAUCUGUUUUAAGUUAUUUUAGGAACCCCGCAUAUUCAGAGAGACUCUUACUAGCUAUUUUACCAUGUUUGGUUUACCUGUUGGUUGCUGUGAUUUAUGCCUGACUCUUUGCAGUGAUAGUAUAGAUCGAAAGGCACAGCAGGGACUAAUCUCCAUUAUAACAGUUCUACCUACCUGAAUGUGUGUUGUACUAAAGUCUUGCAUGUCCCAAACCAAAGGUGAGUAGAAAAAUACACUGUGGCUGUAACUAGUGGUUAUGAGAGCAACUGUAAAUAUUGUUGCUAUCAUCGCUUACUUAGGUUUGUUAGAAAUGCAAUGUCUGAUUAGACAUCCCAGCUGAAUAUAUCCAAGUGGGAUCCAGCAGAGAAACUAAACUUCAUAUCAGACAGUUUACAGAGAGCUGGACUCACGGAGACUAUUGAAACAGAUCCGUCUACUGUCAGCGACUGACAUGAGCUGAUUAUCGUACCGCAGGCUUGUUUUGAAAAGAGAAGGAAAUGCGAUCACAAAAUGAAAAAGGUUGGGAGCAGCCUUGAUGACGCUCUGCUCAUAGACUACACCACUUAAAAAUAAAUCAUAGACUCUCCUGUCUCUCAGUCAGGGCUUAGUUACAGUCUAACACUGCCACAGUGGAGGCAUUAAGCAGCUUUAAACUAAUGACAAAAAAAAAACCCUUUUUUUGUUACAUUUUCUACAAGCAUCCAAAAUCUCAGUCUUUAAUUUAAAUUAAUUUACAUGAAUACCAAAACAUUUAUCUUUUUGUGCUUCAAAAUCACCAGUUAAAUUAAUACAGAUGCAGGUGCAUGAGGGAUCUUUGCUGUUGUAUCUGAGUCAAAAGUGUGUGCAUCAAUAUCCCAAAUUCUGGCUUCAACAACAUCACCUAGAAUAAUUUGGCUUCAUUCUUCACAAGGAGAGGAAGUGAGGAUGUGUCAUACGGUCAGUGUUGCGCACAUACACGUGUCUCCAGCAUGCAGGAUGAAAGCAGUUUCCCAUUUAGCCGUCUAAAUAGAGAGGGGCAAUGUUUCUUUUUUUUCUUCUGGAUGUUCUUUUCUGAGGAUUAACACAGGUUAAAACGAUAAAAGAGAAUCCAUCUGAAAGGUCUUUUAAAAGUUUACAGUUCCCAAAGCAAAGAGGAUUCAGAACUCUCAUGAAAGCCCCCGAACACAUCCACCGUACACACACCUUGAGGUUUUACAAGCCCCACUUUAAGGAGCUCUUAUAGGAUUCAUAUUUAGUACUUGCUGCACAUUAGCUUGACUCGAUGAAAUGAAAGCCGUUGCGGCGCUGUGUUAAAAGGGCCUAUCGCACGCAGAUACAGUUAUGAAGCUAUAAUACGAGCACUCAGAAAAGAGCCAGCCACUUGACAGUGAUAGUGCGGCCUAAAGAGCCAUUCCAGCAGGUAACAGUCCUCUUUGCCAUCAUCAGCUGUUGUUUCUUUCUUAUUGGCCACUCUCUGGACCUUGCCUACACUCAACUAUUUGAUUUCCAUCGUUCUUAACCAUCCACAUAAAUUGUCAGGAGCAUUAAAGCUGUCCUCGACCGUUUCAGACAGAGAGCGAGGGGGUGAGAGAGUGAGAGCUGGAUACAGACAGCGACGGGAGGGGGAGGAGACGGGGAGGGGGUGAGGAGAGAGAAUAAACAAAGUAAGUGUUUUGCUUUCCAUCAGUCUCCCCCUGCAGUACUCAGCUUUAUGAGUCCCUCACUCCAAAUGCCUCAGCCCCAGCCCCUCAGCUGCCUGCCCAUUGAUUUUCAUAUUACACUCUUUUAUGUAUUUAUUUAUUUCAUAUAUUUCUUUUUAAACAUCAUCGAUGAGCCGCAAGGGGACAGACAGGGGGGCCUCUAGUGACGCGGAGUCUCAGUUUUAACCUUAUCCUCCUCUCUGAUGGCUUUAAUGGACGCUAAGGUGUCUCAAGGGAACAAGCAAGCAAGGCAAUGUAGGGAGGGGGAAGGAAGAUGUGCAUGAAGAAAGCGGGGUUUAAGAGGAAGGAGACUUAGAGUAAAGAAGAGGUUUCUUUACGUGAUGGUGUGAUUGAAAUAUGAAAGAAGGUAAAUUUUUAAAUCAGACUAUAUUCAGCCUUUUGAAUGAGCUUUUACACAUUUAGGUAUAGCUUAAGACUUUCCAAUUUGCCUUUUCCAGGAGAAAAAGCCUCCAAAACCACAUACAGUGGCGGGUAUUGGCCAGCAGUCAUGAAUCAACUCUAUACCUUAAUUUAUUUACUUUAGAUGAUAUUGUUUAGUUAAACCAAAAAAUCACCUUUUGCCUCUUUUUUUUUUUUUUUUUUUUUUGUACUGCUCCAAAACUAACAGCGAGCAGUGCUGUGAAACCAUCUUUGUUGGUGGCACAGAGAUCAGUCAUUUAUUUGUCCAAGUUUGUUUCAGUGAAGCAGUUUCACAUUUUAUUGAAGUUUCACUUAUGCUUUAGCAACACAGCAUUUUGAAAGAGGCUACAAGCUGAGCUACCAGUAAUAUUAAGCCAAGCUCAUUAAUGAUAAUUAUAUAACACAAUAAAAGGGUAACAUAAUGGAGAUCUGGUUUGAUUGUAAACUGAAAUCUCUGUGGCUUUAAUGCAUCCAUCCUGCCUUUACUGCAUCAUCAGUACUAGAAACGCUCAAAUCUUUCUCCCAUCUGAGGAGAAAGAAUCCUUUCUUCAUAAAAUAUGGAAAUUUGGUAAUAAAAUAAGUAGUGUGCAAAUAUUCAAAGAAUUACCCUUUCUGUAGGCUUAAUUGUUUGUCUAAUUGUAACAACAUAUUAUCGUGAUAUUUUGUCUGGUGAUAUAUCAUAUUAUCACAUUUACCAGGUAUCGAUUUUUCAAAUUAAGUGCUAAUAUGAAUUCAAAUCUAUGAUGAUGGAAAAAUAAAAUCAACUGUUUGUCCAGUGAGUUUGGCAGAGGUGACAUCAUAGAGCAGGUGAAAGUUAGUACAACAAAUAUAAGAUUUGAAGGAUGUGCUACAUGAAAAUAAAAUGCAACGUAAAUAAGACAAACAAAGGAAAGACAAAUGCUAAAUUAGCUAAACAGUUGGAAAAAUUGUAUAAAUUCCAAUAUAUUGUAUCACAAUACUCACUGUAUUGCAAAAUGUUAAAAAUCGCAAUAUUAUUGUACCAUGGUCCAAGUAUUGUGAUAAUAUCAUAUUGUGGGGCCACUGGUGAUUUCGACCCCUAGUAGAUAAGCCCCCCAGUUUAGUUUUUUCCUAACUAAGCCAUACUUACCAGCAGGAAGUCUGGAUUUUCCAAAAAAAGACGUGAGCUUAGUGUUUGAACAUCCCACCUGAGGCAGGUAGUUGAAGUUGUGUUGUUUUUAAAAUCACUUUGUCACAAGACUGGUACUUGUUAUUGACUAAUGCAGGUAUCAGAAACAAAAUAGAGGAUAGCAAUAAAGGUGUUUGAACAUUGUUUCCUGUGUCCUUGAAAGGCGUGCCAUCCUUUCUUGUUUCUAGUCAACUCUUUCACAAUUAAUACCCAUAAUCCCCGGUAUCCUCCAGAAACCCUCCCAGCUCUGGUCCUGCAAGUCACUCAGGUUUUCACCAAACUGUAUUGUGACUGAUGGCAGCUUUGGGUGUGAGGGGGAAGGGGGAUCAGAGGAGCACCUGAAGGACACUUGCAGGGGGGUGUGAAGGGCAGUGAGUUGGGAGUCUGUCUAAUUUGACCAUGGGUGGCAGUGCUCACACGCUGAGUGGCAAGGUUACCUCUCCCUGCUCAGAGAAGAGACCCAGAUUCAAUUAGGGCUGCCCUCGGUCUGCAGAUCCAUUUAAAACAGGGGGCCUUCCUGAUGCACACACACACACACACACACAUCUGAUGGUAAACACACACACCCAAAUACAAAAAGCAGGAAGAGGGCAAACUUACAAAUUUUACCUUUAAAACUACAGUGAUUUGCCGAGAUGGUAUCUGUCACACUGAAAUGAAGAAGACUACAUGUCCUCUUUUACAUCCUAGUCCAAAAAGGUUUCAAGUUGCUUUUAGUGGAAUUUCUUAUUUUAUAGAAAACGAGUGCAUAAAACACAGUGUUGAAAAAUAAAUCAGACUGAGAUGGUUGGGUUUGGUCCAUGCUGAUGGCGCCAGAUGGACCCAGUGAUGGAGGUCUUUCUUCAUCUUCCUCUAUCUCCUCCGGAUCUGUGUUCUGCUCUGAUUAAUGGCACCUGCUCAUCAUAAUGCUAUCUGCCUGAAUCUGCAUACCAACCAUCCCACUCACCUAUUGAUUCACCCUCUUCUUUCACACACACACACACAUAUAUAUAUACACACAUACACACACCCCCACCCCACUCCUGACCACUGUCAUUAUAAAAGUCAGCAACUGCUGCAUACAUUGAUCAUAAAUCAUAAUUGCUUGUCCAUUUUUCCCCACUUGUUUAAUGUUGCUGUCAAGGACAGUAAGAGGGAGGAAAAAAGGAGGAGGCGGGGAAAGGGAGAGUGGAAGAAAAGCCCAGGGAAAGUUUACUAAGACACAGAGAGAUGAGAUGGGAAAAAGAGAGAGUGAGAGUUGGAGUAGGAGUGAUGAUUAAAAAGAAAUACAUAUUUGUCCUUUUCAAAUAAAUGUGAAAGGUCCUCAUUGUCAAAGUAAACAUUUUUUUACAGAAACUUAUGGUAUGCAAAGAAAAAAUGAAAGGUCUUUUUUGGAACAACAAAUUGAGCUUUUUUUUUUCCCUUGAUUUUGGGGGUUUUUGGAAACAAAAGUGACCACACUUGCUGGAUGUUUCAGUUGAGCUCUGUUCUAGUUGAUAGGCUGCAAGUGAGGUCCCUCUCACUUUAAAUACUUUAAAUCUGUUUUUUACGUGAUUAAAAAAAUUUGACCUACUUCUGGCAGCCUAUAUUUUUCUGUAAAGCAAAAAUAAAAAAUACAAGUCAGACCACUUAUAUCUUUGCUCUUUUUUGAUAUGGCGUUCCUCUUCUUCAUCCAUCCUGUUACACGUCGUUCAUGUGGUAGAAAUGAUAGAUUGUUGUAGCUUAAAUUCAGCAAAAACCUGCAGUUGUACUAAUAGAUCAAUCUCUAUCCAUGCUGCUCCUAAGCAUAUUGCUGCACCCCAUUAGAGUGAUACACUCCACAGUGCUGGAUCUGGUAUUGUGCAAGCAGCUGCUUUUAUUGAGCACUCUGCUGACAUCCAGCCUGGCAUUUCUGCACAGCAAGGCAAAACUUUGGAUGACAUGUAAAAGCUGGGGGUUCAGUGUGACAUGCCUCCGUAAUGGGAUGGGAAGAGGGGUGCACCAGAGAGGUUGGGGAGGGGGGGCUAUGGUAGGCUAGCUGCAGGUAUAUGUGAGGGAGUGGUGGGAUUGAGAGGGGGGAGGGAGGGGGUGUCUCUCCCAGGCUGCUUCAAAAGCAAAUGGAAGACAAUCCAAUUUCCUGUGAUUCCAUCAAGCCUGCUCCUGGAUACAGGGGCAUUAGGGAAGGCUGAGAGGACAGGCCGCUGACCCCUUACAUGAACAUGAAGGAAGCACGUUCACAAUGUAUACAGCUAUGACUGCAACUUUUACAUGCAAGUGCAGCUAAGAACCCAUCCUAGUUCAAAUUAUUAACUUGAGUAACAAAUCUGCAAGAUGAGAUGAUGUAAAAGAUUCCCUGAAUUCCUGCAACACAUGAGAAAAAUCUAUCCAGACAUUACAGAGAACCUUUUAAAACUAUUUACAAAUCUGAAGAAAGAUGUGAUUUUCAUAACAUAAGACCUCCUAAAUGCUGGUAGAUCUCAAGAAAAUCUGUUUCACAGUGAAGCCAUUGUGAACCUGCCUACUCACAGUGAAACUGAGACUCACCAGACAAAGAUGAUGGGGGGUCUUCUGGGUGGGAUCAAAUAAUCUCAGAAAGUAUGUUGUUUGUGUUGCAGACAGGCUGAUUCUGCUUCAGUUUUGAUUAGAACACACCAUCCUCUUAAAAAUUAUUUAUUGAAGAGUUGAUACACCUCACAGAGAAAUAAGUCCUUAAUUAUCAGCCAUUGUUCCCAGAACAAAAUAUUAAACAUUAAUAUUAUAAAUUAGGAUUUUAAUUAUGCCUUAUGGAUAGUUUAUAUAUAUUAUUAAUAAACUGUUACUUAAUGAGUUAUAAAUGAGUUGUUAACUGUAUGUUAAUGCUUUAUAUCUGUACCUUAUAAAUUAGUAAUAGAUUAUGAACAAACUAUUAGUAAAUUACUUACUAAUGACUGGUUAAGUAUCAGUUGAUAGUUUAUAUAUGUCAUUGGGACCUUAUUCUAAAGUUGCAACUAUCCCUCAGUUAUUAACAGUUAAUAACAUAUCCCAAUAACAUAUUUAUACUAUUAACUGAUUUCUAAUAAGUCAUUAGUAAGUAAUUUACUAAUAGUUUGUUCAUGAUCUAUUACUAAUUUAUAAGGUAUAGUUAUAUAUCAUCAACAUACAGUUAACAAGUCAUUUAAAACUCAUCAACUAACAGUUAAUAAAUAGUAUAUUAACUAUCUAUAACGCAUCAUUGUAAAUCCUUAACAAACUGUUAACAAACACGUAAUAGGCCAUUAAUACUCAAUAAUUAACAGUUUACUAAUGAUCUAUUAACUAGUUAUAACAGAUAGUUAUUAUUAAGUGUUACCUGCGUUUCUUUGACUUACCCCAUCAUGAAUCCUCCCUGAGUCGUAUUUGUGUUUUCACUCAAAGAUCAUUGGACUCCUUCCACCAGCAGCACAUCUUUUAGCAGAGUAAAGAUACAGAUCUACAGGCUCUUAUUCUGCCUUUUCAUCUAUCUUUAUCCAGAGAAUUCUUAAUCUGAUAAAUUUACUGAUGUCACGAUAAAGAGCAGAUUAAGUCACUUUAGCUUCAGCUCCACUCUUUCCUCCCUUUUAUUUUUUGUUUAUGAACGAUGGGCCAUUCAGUCUUGCUUUCUACUGUGUGCGUGUGUGUAGCUUUUGAACAACGAACGGCAGAUUAGCGCUCACUGCAGAUUACAGCUUAAACCCCUUACACUUUAAUUAUGACUGUAUGUAUUUAUGUGCACCAAGGUCUUUCACUUUGCCCCCACUGUAAACAUCUGUCACUGUCUCAUUGUGCCGUGGGGGUCUGGGUUUGUGUGCUUCUAUGUUCGCACCAUACAGUGAAACAAAGACAAAAUCAGUUGAGUAGGGUUUCUCUUCUGCUUUUGUAGAAACUGGGCGGCCAAAUCCCUUUUUAUUUCUCCAAAAAUACCUGGACAGUAGAAUUAUACUGGAUCCUGCUGUUCUUGCCACCUCCCCUGGAGAAUAAGUGUCAGUGUGAGAGUCAGACACAAUGUCCGUAACACAUCACAGGCUGUGAUUUAACCCACAGACAGACAGCAUUGUUGUCCCGGGUUAACUACGGCACGCUUACUACGCUGGUGGUGAUUUGCAUCUGUACUCUGUGAUCCACCCACAGGGAAUAGAAAGCUCUAAUCCAAUCAGCAGGUCCCUGAAGUGCUGCCCCUGAGACAGACAGAAAGAGAGAGAGAGGGAGAGAGAGAGAGUGACACAUCAAUAGGAUCACUCUGCACUGAGCGUAGCUAGAGAGAGAGGACAGGAAAGAGACAAAAAAAACACAGGCGAAGGAAUGGAAAGGAGGGAUUGAACAGGAUUAAGAUUGAGGAGGAGACGGAACGAAAACGAGGGAGAAAGGUGGUGGAGGUAAUGAAAGGAGAGAGAAAAGGACAAAGAGGAGGGAUUGAAAUAAAAGAAAAGUGAUGAGGGAGGUGUGUUUUGGAAGAAGAGAGGUCAGAAGAAGAAGAGGAGAAAGGAUUAAAAGAGAGAGGAAAAAGGAUGUGGAAGUUACCAAACUGGAGGGUGCAUGAGAGGUGGACAGAGGUGGAGAUACUAAUGAAUAAUUUGAACAGAACAGUUUGAGUAAUUUGUCCCUUGAAGUGACAUUUUCCAGCACAGCAGGAAAUGUCAGUGUGUCCGCAGCUUUUAAUCUCUUUCUGAGUGUUUGAUACUUUCCUACUUGGCUCUUGUUCUGAGACCGGAGACAACAGUUUGAGCAUUUAUCAUCAUUAUGAGCCGCAAAGGCUGCGUGGACCAGUGAUUACGAACUAAAUCUGCUGUUGAUGAGGCCUGUCAUAUAUCGUCUCUGUUAUACCUGCACACACACGCACACACACACACCUCCCACCACACUUCCUACAUGAGUGAUAUCUCCAGCACUGACCGCUUGACCUCAAGUAUCAUUUUUACUGUUCAAAAAAACACCCACCCACACAAAUACAUACACACACACACACAUACACACUUAUACUUGCACACUCACACACAUGCAAGAGACCACCACUGAUUUCCUGGUCACCCCCUGACCCUCGUUUCCUCUGCUCUCUUCAUUGUCCCUGAGCUUGUUGUGUGCCAGGGUCAACCGUUUUCAUGGUUAGUUUAUUUAAAGGACGAAGCUGUAAAUUUAGUGUAUUUCUUUUAACUAAACCAACAAUGAGUUGCUCCAAUAACAAGUGACGUUUUCUCCUCCACAAUGUAACAUUUAUCUCAGAUUUUUUAGGAAAUGUAAGCAGGAGGUCACGCAUGGCCCUGUUGGCUACACUGUACUGUGUGAAACAUUGGCCAGUUUAGAGGCAAAGUUAAAAGAUGUGUCACUGACCUCUGAUGUUGUCCAGAAGACGUUUUAAAAUACCAAUCAACAUUAAAAAAAUCUGUGAGACAUUUUAAACAUGUACUAAUUCAGUGGGAACAUUUGGACUGAGUGUUUCAGAAUCAAGAAGCCAAAAAUUACGAUUGAAAGCUCCAUGUGCUGGUUAACAAAACAAUCUGCCAAGUUGCACAAUCUUCUCACUUCAGCCAUGAAAUUUUAUCCAGAAACAAUAUAUUAGACAACUUUAAAACCUUUCACUUAGCUCACAGAACAACAGAACCUUAAUAAAUUGCAAUGACUUUCCCCUUAACACCCCAAAUUGCUGAGAAUUAUGUUUCAAAAGUUAGAAAAAAUGUCAACACUUGCAUGAAGCAGUAAAUGGAGUUAAAGUUAGUAAAACUUCUUGAACCCACAAAAAACAAACUAAACUUUUCAAACAUUCGCCAGUUUUGUGUUUCUGAAAUCAAUACCUCAUCACAGCUUGUUGCCUUUUCCUCGCAGCCAAUAAGAUGAAGGUCAUUAUUAGAAAGUUUAACUGUUGAUUCUUCUUUGUUGAUCCAGAUAAUGUGCAAUUUUUGUUUCUACAGCAGCGAGUGAUUUAUGUUUUGUUUUGUCCUGAGAUUGUUCUUUGAAUCUGCACGCUUAAGGGUGCACUUUACUCCACUGAAGACUUGUUUUUGUCUUGCAGGAUAAUGAAGGACAGACAGCACUACAUUAUGGUAAGAAGGUCUCUCUUAUUGUAUUGUAUUGUGUUUCAAACAGUCCAAAACUUUCAACAAAAACUGAAAUAUAGCACAGUUAGAUUUUGGAUUUUAUUUUGCCAGAAAACUUUUGGCAAGUUAGUUUUCUUUAAUAUCUCGAGUGGGAUCUUUGUACUGUUUCUUGUUUCAUACACACACAUAACCACAGCUGCCCAACAUUUUUGUGGGAUUUGUCUUCCCUCUUUCCUGCUCUCCUCUAUUUUUUGUUUUCUUAUUUCCCUGACUCUUUUUCACCCAUUUUGUUUCAUUCUUCUAUGUGAUAUUGUGUGUGUAUGUGUGUGCAUGCAUGCGUGUGUGUGUGUGUGUGUGUGUGUGUGUAAUAAUCACCGGCCCUCCCAGAGGAAAUCAGCACUGGUCCUCAGACUCCCCUGACCCUCUCAUGCCCCAACACACAUGUCCCUGAGGGGCGGUUCCCCUGUCCUCUACGUGUGUGUGUCUGCGUGUGUUGCUGCACCAUCUGUCCUCUAGCUUGGUGGCGUUGUGGUGGGCAUGUUGCAUCACCCACAGCCAAUCCACACACACACACACAAACACAGUGAGUGGAGGAAGCCCCGAGGAUGGGGCAUAAAAAGAUGACUAAUAAACAUAAGCGAUGAACUCCUGGAGACAAAUAGCAGAGAAUGAAAAUUCAUUCCCACCUCUCUUUGCACAGGGCCACAGCGGCUGGCAAGUGAUUAAUUGAGGGUUUACUGCUCACCAUAAAUUGUUCUCCCCCUCUACGGCUCCCCAGAGGGCCAGCCACUUUUUACAGCUCAAGGCCCAGGCGAGACACCCGCCACACGCACGCACACACUCACACAAACGCACGGCUGGCUAAAUAAAAUACAGUUUAGAGGAACAAGAGGAAGACUGCAAGCGUGGCUAGAAAAAAAAAACAAGCUUUGUUAGUCUGAUUUGGCUGAAAGAUAAGUGUGUUUUGUUGUGUAGUGAAAUGUACACACCUCUUAGUUACCACACAUGGACACAACUUCAGCGCGCACCCACACUUUCACACACGCUUAGAUGCAUUCCAAUGUAUCAUCAUAUCUCAUGCACACGCACUCCUGCCAGCCUGCCCGCCAGCCACCUAUGAGCUGGAGGUUAAAAGGCCUGGCUGUCAAUCACCGCAGCUGCUGACAUCAGCAAUCAUGGCCGCAGCACAGAGUCCGCUCUUUAAGAGGAGCACGGGAUUGACACUGACAGAGAAGAGCACUCAGAGCGAGAGAGGAGGAGAGAGGGAGAACGAGGGUGAGGUGCCAGAGAGGGGCUGAGAGGUACAUCAGACUAACAGGGAACCCACUAACCGGGUUAGCAGAGUGCAAGCCCCCCUCACUCCUCCCUCCACCCUUAGAACAAGAGAGAGAGGGAGGACCCUUUAAGUGGGGCACAAAUUGCCAAUGGGGCAGAAAUGAAGUGUUUGAGAUAAGCACAGGUCCAACCCAGUGUCAGUGCUGGACCUGAAGAUGAGCUUUUCAUUAACCGCAGCACUCCACAAACUGUAUUAAAAUCUAUAAGGUACAAAGGAACGACUCAGUAAAGAAGUAUACAUUAGUCAGCUAGAUUUAAAGGUAUCGCAGAAAUGAGACAGCCUUGUCACGCGGCUGUAACGCCGUUAGCCUUGAAGCUAAUAUUUGAAGGAUGUGCAGAGCCUGAGUAAAGACACAGCUAAUGAACGCAUGUUGGUGUUGAGUUGGUGUAAGUUUAACAUCUCCUGCAUUUGAGUCUUAUUUUUUAGGCAUGGUAACAUGUCAGUUCAUACAUGGCUGUCUUUCACUUUCAAAUUUAAACUUUUUUUAUUGUCCUUAAUAAGAUGUCAGGGGAGGGCAUUAAUCAUUAUAAUUUUUUCAGGGGAAUAUUACUGUUGAGGCACUACAUCCAAUGAUUGUUUAGACAAAACCCCAGGAUUUGAGCCUGAUGACGAUGCAGGGGGAAAAGUCAGGGUAAUACCAAAGUUGUAUCCAAACGCCAUUGGAGAACCAUGAAUCUGGAUUAUUUUUGAGGAUAAACCACCCAAUGGACUUCUUAACUGAAUGAGGGAAACCCAUUCCAGUAAAACAUCUUCAGGAUGAUCAAUUUAGUUUCCAAAAAAAGUCAGAGAUCACCAAGUUCAGCCUUGAAACCAUUGAUAUCUGCACAAAGUUCAGCUCUCCCAGCAUGGCUGUGCUGUUCACACCCUUAAAAAGAGUUUUCUACAUUUUUGUGUUCCUUCCUCAACUUCUUGUAUCUCUAUUCUUCCCUGUAAUCUUUUUUCUCUUCUUUUUUUAGCAUCGGCAUGCGAGUUUGCCGACAUCGUUGAGCUCCUACUGAAUGCUGGAGCUGACCCGUCCAUCAAAGACAUGGAGGGCUCUCUUCCAGAGGAGGUCACUGAAUCCAGUGCCAUCUCUUCUCUCCUCCGCCAGUACACCUCUCCAAAAGGCUAGGCCAUCCACCCACCACCACUCCGGUUCCAGACCCCAUCCCUGUCUCCCUCAGUUCAUCCCCUGCAGUUAGUAAACCAGGAUUUCAAAGAUUUUAUUCAACUUUAUUUCCAAAUACUUGAGGUGAGUUUGAUUUUGUUUGGCUUGGCUCUUUGGGAGCACAGGGUGUAAACGGUAGCCCUUCCAUUUGAUAGACUACAUGAAAUGAAGCACACCACCUGAAUUUUUACUCAUCUAAAUACUGUAUAUUGACUUUAUUUGCCCCAGUAGGGUUGGGUGAUAUGAAAACAAGAGAGAUCUGUUAACUGGUUGAGAUUUUCCUGAGGUAGCUGGACCUUAAAUACCUCUAGUUUGUUUUAGGUUAUUUGCUGGAAAUGUUGCAAAUCAAUCAGCAGGACUGUUUAUUGGCAAUAUUGGAAUGACGGGAUUUCUGUACAGAUGUGAUGAAUUACCAGAAUGUGUCAACAGAGGAACCAAAAACAACCAUUACCAUUUGCAUAUUUUCUUUAUAAACAUUCAAAAGCAAAACCUAAAUACUCAUAUCACUUAUUCUGUGUGCUGUCACUGCAAUAUGAAAUGACUUACUGCUACCGAAGUAGGUAUACAUAUCACCCGCUCCUACUGCCCAGGUCUGACAACCAGCCAGGUCUUUUAGUCCGGGUCAGCUCUCUCUGACGGUUUGUUCAUAAACGAGUUGUGUUAUGUUUAAGGAAUGCUUUAAUCAUCUGUUCUUUAUCAUAUUAAAGUGUUAAAAAAAAUGACUUCUUCUCUGUGAAUUAUUAAACUCACAGUCAACCCAAAAUAUCAACCAAUCAAUCAAUCAGUCUUUAUUUGUAUAGCACUUUUCAUACAAAACCAUGUAGCACAAAGUGCUUUACACUGCAAAGGAAUAAAAGAAACAAAGAACACCUGAAUCUACCCCAACCCAUGCCCGCAUCCUCACACCACCCCAAAGCAGACAGCAUACUGGCUGAAAGAAGAACAUAUUAAGGACAACUUCAAAUAAUGUCAACAUUAACUUGUUAAACUUGUUCAGCGUGAUGAAAGUUUGUGUGCAUCACUUGACAUAAACAAGCCAACUAUUUCAAGUAGCAUCGUAGGGCUGGGCGAUAAACUGAAAAUUUACUGAUACCAAAAUUUACGACAAUAACUGACGUAAUUUUGCCCAUAUCAGUAUAUUUGUUGUCAAAAAAAUAAAUAAAAGUUAGGGUUUUGAUUUGUGUUGGUAGGCUAUGGUCUCAUGUCCCUUUAAGAAGCUGUCCUAUGUCAGAGACAUGACUCCACCCCAUCCAGUCCGUAACAAAAAGGGAAAGACAGGUGAGGAGAUGGAGGACGGUUUAAAAGUUGGAGCGGCUGGAGUGGUGGCUGAAGUAGACGAAGUUGAUGUGGGAGGGGGUGAGCAACUUGUGAAGUAGUUAUCAUCCAUUUAUCAUUAUCGAGGUGAACUGCUCAAUAUGUCGUGAUAUUGAUUUAAGGCCAUAUCGCCCAGCCCUAUAGCAUUAUUUGUUUUUUAUAAAUUAGAAAAACUAACCUGUUUAUCACUAAACUCAACUUCCUCGCACACACAUAAUACGCUCGACACUCUUUUCUACAACCUACCGGUGAGGUAUUAUGUCAUAUAGAAAGGAUCUGGAUGUUCUCCAAAAAUAACCAACACAUGGUCCAAGUCCAAAUCUGCUUUACUCAUCCUCAAGCCCCUCUGAUCAGCACAUUCUCUCCGCCUCAGCUUACACACACACAAUCCAUUAGAUGAAAAAACACUAAAUCUGGAUCCUGGAUCUUAACUACAGCUUCAUGAAGAUGCACAUUUUGUACACAACAAAGCUUAAUCCUUUACUCCCUAACAUGCUCCCUUGCUCCACGCCUGUCCUCAUCCCCCCCAGUGUUUGACUCAAAUCUGCCCUGACACUAGGCGUUAGAUAACCGUCUCGACAUGUCUGUCUGUCACUCACUCACAGAUCCAUGACGGUGGCGGAUGUCUACACAGCAUUGGUAGUCAUCACCAAAGACAACACUUCAGAUUCAAUCUUUGUCCUGACAGCUGUUUACAGUGCCUGGAGUGAAUUUAAAUGCUAGUGAGCAGCAGGAAACAUGAACUGAAUUCAAAUCUGACCUUAUAAUGUUUGUAUCUGCAUCUACCUUCUGUCCUUCCCUCAAAAAUGCAAAACAUAGGGACCCAAAAGUUUCAUCAUGUAUUAUAGUAGACUCCAGCCAUUGAGCUUUCUUACAUGUCUGCACAUCUCCUUAUGAAUUUUUAGGAGGACCCCUACUCAAGCUGAGAAGAAGCCUUUUGAGUAUUCAACCUGAGUCUGAGACACAGCCCUGGUACAAUCUCACAAAGGGACGAGCAGCCACCAUCUUUUGUUAUGAAUUCCAUCCACAUGCAGCCAUUAAGCCAUUGGUAUAUCUCUAAAGCCUGUUUGGGGGCCUGCUGUUGUCUCCUCAUUGCUUCUGUAACCCCGUUAUGCUGCCUUGAGGUAAGAGAGGGUGACGGCGGGCCUGCUUCGCCCCCCAGAUCGUCUGCAAGACUCUGACACUAAGCCCAUUAUGCUUCCAUUAUGGGGCUUCAAUUUUCCUCUGAGCGUUUCGCUUUUGACACUGCAGCUUGCUCCCUCUCCAAACCGCAGACUCACACACACUCACAAUAUGGAUCAGCUGUUGUGAAUAUUGAACAUUUUUUUCAGAGGUGCAAGUAUUGAGCUACAUACACUCAAAAAGUAAACUUACCCACAGUUUUGAGCUACCAGUUCUUGGCUUGAGCACUUUCUUUCGUGCAACUUUAGAAAAGGAAGACUCACAAAUGCUAAUUAUUGUUCCAAAAUGCUAAAUAGAUAAACAAUGUAGAGGAGCAAGAAAGGAUUAAUAUAGAAGAUUUGCAAAACCUGUACCUUGCCAAUCACCCUGCUGUGUUGAAUAGUUGAUUCUGAUUGGUCAGACCCCUUAACAACAGUUAUUUAUUCUGAGUAGUAAGAGCAUCAAUCAAAGGUGUCACAUCGUCCUAGUCCAAAAACCUGGGUACUGUUCAAAUAAUGAGCCAUAGGGAACAUCAGAUUCAUACAAACGGUGGAUCCAAAAUAUGAUCCAGAAAUGUCAAAUCUUUGAUCAUUAACAUGUUAACUCUGAUAUCAGAAACUGAGGACUUUGUUAUGCAUGUUGAGCCCUCUAAACACUUUUCUGUUUACUUCACUCUCUCAUAAUUCUGCACUCUUGCUCUUUCUUCUUUUACCUCUCCACUUUUGUCUCUCAGAUAUAAAAGCAAUACCAUGUAGCUGCUUCGGCCAGCUUUUAAUUCAGCCCUUUACCUCCACAAUGCUCUACCCCACCCCACCCCGUUAUCCGUCUUUGCUUUACGCUGCAGCACCCCCCACACACACACAUACACACACACACCAUGUGGGAGCCGCCAACUGGGAACCCAACAGUAAGCAGAAAUCCCUCUGCUGCUCAAACACUUCUCAGUAAUAUCCCAAGCUCAUUCACUGCUGUCCAAGACUGUGUGUGGUUUAUGACUAUGAACAAGCAUUUCUGCUAUCAUUUAGCACUUAAGACCUAAACUUUCAGACUCAAGAUAAUCUAACAAACAGCACUGGGUCUAAUGAAGAGUCACUGUCCACUAGAGGACUACCACUGGAGAUUCACUGACCCACAUUACAGUCAACUCUAAUGAACCAGUUUAUCACUACAUCACGACCAGUUAUGUAAUGACACUUAACAAAUGAAGGGGGUCUAGACUACCAUCUUGUUAUUUACUCAAGAGAACCCCAACAAUGAGCAAACACUAAGAUAAGAUAAGCUAUACCUUUAUUAGUCCCACGGGGGGAAAUUCCACUAGUCCACAGUUGCAAAUAAAAACUUCAUUAACACUUUAUUUGAUGCCUUUCUGUAUAACGCAUUAAAAAAUAAUUGUAAUGCGUUAUAAUCACAUUAUAGCACUGUAUAACUAUAGUUCUAAACACUCAUAAAUGAUCAUAAUGCUUUAAAGCAAUAAUCAUAACACAUUAUAAAGCAUUUUAUCAUGACUUACAAGGUCAGGUAUAAUACCUUACCUUGUAAGUCAUGAUAAAAUGUGUUAUAACUGUUAACAACAAUUGCAUUGCAUUAUCUAUGUGAGCAUUGUAAGUGAGUUGUUAAUAGUUAUAACACAUUAUAAUACCUGAUCUUGUAAGUCAUGAUAAAUGAUGAUUAUUGCUAUAAAGCAUUAUGAUCAUUAAUGAGUGUUUAUAACUAUAGUUAUACAGUGCUAUAACAUGGUUAUAACACAUUAUACAUAUAUUUAUAUUUAUAUUUAUAGAGAUAGGCGUCAAAUAAAGUGUUACCAAAACUUCUUUUUAAAUGGCAGAAAUCUGAAACCAAAAGCAGAUCUGGUGGUGAACAGCCAUCUGCCAAAAAUGAGGGGAAGAGGGAGCGACUUUAAGAGAGCGAUAAAUAAUGGCAGACAGACAAUGUGUCAGUAAAAGCAGAUAAUACAAUAUGACUGACCAGUAACGGUCAGAGAGUCUAACGAGUCCACACAUGGUUAUCACAGCAGGCUCAUGAAACCUCUUCCUCUGGUUACCUGUCAUCCACCUGGUAUAGGUGCAGAGAGAUAAUUAUAAAGAGGAAAAGGGAACCUGGUUUCAUAUUAAAAGAGCAUUGAGCUCCCAACCUUGAGGGUGUCAUUGAGAGGGCCUCUAUUUGACUCCAGCUCUGCUUUAAGACCCACUCAGUCAUCCUGUGGAUCAUUGUUCACUGCAGACCCCGGUGGAGUGGUUUGGGGAGAAAAAUGCCCUGUCUCCAAGCUGCAAGAUUGACUUUCAGCGCAAAACAAAUCCUGUCUAUUUUGCAUGUUAAUUUAUUCUAUUUUGCUUUAGAGGAAGAAAAAAACAGUUUCCUUCAGGAAGUUUGUAAUAAAAGCCUGGAGAUCAAUGAUAAUGGUAUUUGUGCUUGUGUUUGUCAUCUUCGCAAAAGCAACAGUGGUGGAGUUUCCUCAGAUUUAUUUGUAUACUAGUGCUGUAAGUGGCGUGUAAAUUAUCCUAACUGUCUGUGUGGCUUUUUAUCUUUGUAAGGCAGUACUAUUAGAGCCUAUCCAUUAUUGCCCAUAGCUUAGACAAUCAAUGCUUAUAUAAAAAUCAGCUCAAUUUGUAGCGUUUUAUGCAAACGUGCAAACACCAACCAGGCUGACUCUCUGCUUUUUGUUUUUAUAAUGCAACAGGAAUAGCUAAAACACAAAGGAAUCGAUAACACUUAAGUUUGGGUAACAUUGGCGUGCUCUUAGGCAAGUGCUGCAUGUUGCUGCAUACAAAUGAGUUUCAUACAGAUGUACGCUGUGGUGUAAUUUCAUUAUAAUUCUAUGCAUAGUUAGGUGACACCAUAGUUACAGGGAAUAAAUCCACUGUAACCUGAGAGGUACUAGUAAUGCAGCAACCACAUUAAGAACACCGGUACUCACAUACACUUAAUCACUGGGGUUAUAGCUACAACUGAGGAUCCUGGGGUCCCUUCUACUGUUUAGUCUCUGGAACAUCUGCGAUCUAAGACAUGAAUAGGAUUCUGAUUUCGUGGAUGUACAUGGAUUUGAGUAUUUUGGGGACAACUGUAGAUGCCAGGAAAGAUAGGAAAAGAAUAAAAAACACAUUACCUGGACUCGUUGCUAAACAAUGACCCAUUACAAUGUGGUAUAUGAUUGGGGCUUUUAACACACAUACUGCUAGUUCCUAUAGGUGGUGUUUUUAAGGCUGAUUUAGAUACUUUUGCCACUUACUUUUGGGAUUACAGUUUAGGCCUAACAGUGCAAUCUUAAAAGCGUUCAGAUUACAGGGCCCUAGUUUGUUUGUAUAAGUGUGCUCCCCAUGUGUAGGAACUGUUGUCCUCUUCAUAGCAGUCACUCACUUGACUUCUGUCCAUGACCCUUUGCUGUAUGUCUCCUUCCACUCUCUGCUCCCCGCUCCCCAUAUUUCCCGUCUCUCUUAAAAUGCCCCAGCCACAUCUUCAGUCUACGUUGUGUACCUGAGCAUCCCUGACCUCCUUAACUCUUUCUACAGCUCUGAUUAUAUGCUAGCUUGGCGCUAACUAUCUGCACACGGGCGAUAUUCCUACUUUUUCUGACCACAAAGCAUAUUUGGCCACAUUUCACAAAGCACCCCACAAUUAGUUAACAGCAGAGGGAUUAAGAAGAGAUUUAACAGUGCGCUGCAAUCUGCUGCUGUGUGUGUCUUUAGCACUGAGAGGAUCAGUGAAUCCAGCCGGGCAUCUGUUUCUCCACUUGUUGUUUUUUCUCUCCUUCUCCUCCCUCUUCAUGUAUCUUUCUUGUCACCCCCCCACCCUGAGAGCAAGGGAGGAAAGCAGCAUCAAUCACUGUUAACUGACUGACCACUGUCUGUUGGUGGUACUAAAUGGAUCUCCACAAUUGAAUAGAGGCCUAAGUGUGUGGUAAAUGCUCUCAAUGGGUAAAUGAAUUUGCGGGUUAACUCGCCCUAAGAGCGUUCCGAUAAGGCAAAAUAAUAAAAACACCUACAGCAGAUAUUUUUCUUCUGAUGUAUUAAAAUCAAAGUUCAGCUGAAAUCUGGACUCUCGCAUUCAUCACAGCAGGCCAGAGCUACACUGAAGAGAAAUGCACCAAAGGGUAACCCAAAGACAAUUCAGCUUUAUUUUCCUCAUAUAGAUUUGACUGUACACAGUUCAUACCAUUACACAGAAGGCAUAAAUGAAUAAAUUCAGUGCUCUCUUUUACAUCUUUUUCAAAGACACAUGGCAAUAAUAAAUAGCGCUCAUGAAACAAGACGAUCAACACGUUUUCAAACUGUACAAAAUUUACAACAAUUAAGAUGCAAAUUUGUGAGGCAACACAGACUGAACAAAACCAUCCUGGCAGAGCAUUUGUGUGUAAAUGAUAUGUAACACUUUAAGAUACAGCCCACAAAUUGCACUGUUUUUAUCAAGUAUAAAGGACGUACAAAUAAAACUCCCUGCUGGGUUUUGGAAAUGUACUGUAAGUUUGGUACUUUUUGAAUACUUUGGAUGUUUUCUUUUGCAGCAGCAACAGUAAUCUACAUCCUAACAUGUACUUUAAAACCUUUUCUCGAAUGAUUAAAUUUAAAACCAAGCAAACGCUUACUAAUUCUUCGAAAUACUAAACAGUGCAUCCUAAUUUUAGCAGCUCCAUGCUUAAUUUAGUAUAACUACGGUCACCCAUGAAGUUAAAAAUAUCAUCUGAUUUAAAGAAAUGUAUAAUUUAAGUAAUAAGAGCAUGAGACACACUCUUGUUUCCAAACUAUAUCCACUUCCAUUAAAUUUACUUCUCAUCUGAGCGAGGUUAACAUUUUUUAUUAUGAUUAUUAUUUGUGCCAUUUAUAUUAAAUUAAGUCACAGUGUAAUUUGUAGGCUGUAAUGAAGAGUGUUACCUAUCUAUGUACUCACAGAAACUGAUGAUAGAAAAGCUUGAAUCUUGAAUCUACCUGCCUGUCUUUUUGGACUCAUAAAAAGGACAUUCUUGAAUGAUGAAUUUGGCAAUCUUUAACAAAUUGAUGACCACAUAAAUAAGAUUUGAUCUUUUUUCUACAUUUGAUAAACAGAAAGACAAGUAAAGGUGAGUUUUUUGCAAACCUCCUCCUCUCAAAUCAAAAUAAUUUGACAUGCCGGCCCGGGUGAAACCAAACUAGCAGCUGCUCUCUCUCAGCUGUAGGACAAGUUCGGUUCAUCAACAGGGGUUCUUUCGGUGAAUCGGCUAUCAUGUGGGGAUUUAGGAUGAAGCUGUUGUGGCCUGAACUGUAACAUCGACCCUACAGUCGUGUCUGCAGUGAAGCUACAGCACAGAGUAUCAGCACUGAUAAUGGGGGGCUCUGUGGUAAUCCCUCUGACAUGGAGGCCAGGCAGAGGAGAGAACAGACUGGCGACACAUCUGGGGGUCAGUAAGUAGGUUGAUCGCAGGCAAAGCUGGAGCUCUGCUGGACUGAGUAGAUUACAGAGACAAGCCUUGAUCAGACCAAGGAAAAGAAGAGCUAAAACGAAGCAAAAGUUUAGCAUUACUCCCGCUAAUACUUCACGGUGAUUUGAAUGCCAGCUGAUCCGAGCAUGUGUGUGUGUGGCCUUUUACUUUUCUCACGUGUAAAAAUCUCUUUGUUUCACAUCUGUGCAUUCAAAAAUAAGUUAAUAAUUUAGACGUGUGAUAUGAUUACGAGAAGGAUUGAAGUUUAAUCUCUCCGGACCCUUCUCCAACACAUUGAUGCCUGGUGAGUCUGGAAACUUAAUACUGACGGAUAUCUGCUCAAACAGCUUCUAAACAGACAAGAACAAGUCAAGCAACUAUAAAUAUAGAAGAGAGACCUGCUGUGUUUGCUCCACCUCAACAGGAGGAGACAUCGUUUCCACAGACGGACAGACGGACCAUCUACUCUCCAAUGACUUGUAAGCUUCAGCAGUACAUUAAAAAACAUCCGCAUGGUUCAAAAUUCACACUUGUGCCACUGUUCUUGUAAAUUUCACUCCCAAUGAAACACUGUGUUUUUGCCUUGUGCAUAUGUCUCUCCUCUUUCUCGCUGCUCCUCUCUCUGUGUUUCAGUCCACGCAUGUAAAAGAAGAGGAGAGUAAAGUGCAUCGCCAAUGUAAAGGCUUUGAUAUGACCAGACAGCAGUCCCAUUCUUUAUUGAUCAGAAGCAUGCAGGUGCCUCCUGGGUCUCACAGGGACUCGGAUGUAGCCCUAAUGUUGUAGCUGAUAGACAGGGGGUUUGUAUUUUGGGGUCUUCCCCGUUAGAAAAAAAAAUCCAUAGACUAAUUGGAAAUCCAGUCUCUUUUUCUGAAUGGGUGAUAAAUUAAAGUCAGUUGAUCACAAAGGAUUGUAUGAUACAGUGUUGAGAUUGAAUUUUAAACAGAGUCGAGGUUUUAGUCGCUGCUUUUGUCUGGACUACACAACCUGACCCGGUUCUGACUGCUGAAGGACUGAGAGUCACUCUUCUCCUCUGUCUUCUCUUCACCCAAAAUCUCACAGCACCAGUCUCACUGGGUGAUUAAAAGAAAUGUAAAAAGCCAUGAGUGUCUGUUUCGUCAUAUCCCCACAGAGAUCUUCCAGCAGGUUUUACACUCAAAACUGAGAAUGGUCCAUCUCGUCCAGCCAUGACGCGGGGCUGGUGGGGAAGUCAGGAUAUCCUGUACUGCUGCCUGUCGAGAGGUCUGACGUCGGGCCCCCAGCCAUGGCCCUCAGCGCCUGUCCCACGCCGCCCGGCCCACCCUGUACCACCAGACUGUCCAUGCUGAAGCCCAGAUUGUUGAGGAGGGGGGUGUGGCCAGGCAGGGAGGCAAUGGAGGAGGGCGACUGAGGAAGACCGUAGGGGCUGCCUGCUCGGAUGUCAUGGUACGGCUGUCCCGCUGCGUCAACGGAGAAGCUGCCGUUCAGCACGCCGCUAUUGGUCACAUCACUGACGCUCCCAUAGAGCCCGUUGGUGUGUCCAAGAUCUGACAGGACCUGGUCAUCUGUGGAAGAGAGACAGUCACUUAGCAAGAGGGGAGUGAAAACUUUAACAUCAUCAGUACUGUCAGCUGCAGCAGCAUUAUAUAGUUGUUAUAUUUCAAUACAGUUAAGUGCUUUUAUGAGAGAGAUUUAUUGUGGCAACAUUAUGUGGAUUCAAAGAAGGCACGGUAAGUGGACAACAGAGCUGCAGAAGUAUUUAACAAGCAUUUGUUAGUGAGAAAUUAUCAACAAAUGCUUAUCUCUAAAGGUGAUCUAUAUGUGUGCAAUUACGACAGCGCAAAGUAUUUGUUUCCAUCUCCAUCUUUCCCCUGGGUGGAUUCAAUAACAACAGAGCCUCACAGCACUUCCACUCUAAUUGGCUAAAAGCCUCACAUGCUUUAUAGAGUUUCUGUCACCAUGUUUUCAUUUCUCAUAAAAAUGGCCUUCUUUUUAAAAGUGCCUGGAAGACUUUUAUGACUUUCCAAAACGGGCUCUGUGAACAUUAAAUAACAUGGGGAUGUCUAAAAUGUCAUUUGCAUCCCACUAAGGACCCUCUCUCGUUUCCAAUAUGCUCCAUCACGGCAACAAACGGAGGCAGAAGGAUGCGUCAUGAGGGGAUGUGGAGGGAAUAUAAAAUUAGGAUGCCAUUUUGAAUAAGUGGAACAGUGCACCAGAACAACAGAAGAAAACAUCUAAAAAUGCCACAAAGACACAUUCAAUCCCUGCUGCUGCUGCUGCUGCUGUGUUCAGAGCUAUGUCUUUCAGCAGCUUAUAGGCCCCUUUAAUGCCAUUAGCACAACACUAACACUGACAGUUCCCUCUCAGGAACCUUUCCUGUCAAUAACAGACAUGUGGGUUCAAGUUCUUCAGUCUGUACCUCUGAAGCUCAGCUCGCUGUCGCUCAGCCCUGCAUCGUCAGCCGAACUUUCCUUCUCCACUUUCGUCCCUCCUC
Xyrichtys novacula (pearly razorfish) is the source of this 66987-nucleotide messenger RNA. Lineage: Eukaryota; Metazoa; Chordata; Actinopteri; Labriformes; Labridae. The record is from the annotation of a GenBank genome assembly.